Molecule: messenger RNA, 51050 nt
Organism: Pelobates cultripes (western spadefoot toad)
Lineage: Eukaryota; Metazoa; Chordata; Amphibia; Anura; Pelobatidae
Source: the annotation of a GenBank genome assembly
AUGCCCUGUAAACAUGCGUUAGUAUCAGGUGAGAAUACUUGCAAGAUACAUUCUCAUUCUGCGGAAUUAGAAGAAAGAAAACAGCUAAAAGUCUGUUAAGAUUCACAUGUAAAAAAAUAAAACAGAACUGUUAUGUUCAUAUUCAUCAGUAUUAAUCUUGGAAAAUGAUACAGGAUCUCAUUUAUUGACAAAUUGGACCUUACUUAGUAUUCACUAUCUCUAUGUCUGUCUUGCUUCCUAUCCAGGAUUCAACCUGAUUCGCAGAUUCUCCCUACAGAAAAUGAGCUCAGUGAAAAAGAUUAAGAACCCCAAAGGGCCCAUUAUCAUGAGACUAGGAGGUGCUCGGCUGGUGGAGUCAACUUCGUAAGUCCAGAGUUAAUAAGUUUCAAAUAUUUUCAAUGCCUGAUAUAAAGCCAUGGCAACAAAUGGGUUGGUCAUAAUAUACACACGUUCUAGAGCAAUUAUGAUAUUGGGCAGACUCGGAACCACUCUACAUUAGGAGAUUUUAAUAAUAACUUCCUACUGCUGCCAUUCUGAAUGAUGUGUCCCUCUCGUUACUGAUGUUGUUAAGGAGAAUACCCUUAAGGAAGCUAUUUGAAAGACUCGUAAACCCUUUCUAAUCCUGGAAAGUGAGCCUCAGGCACAUAAUCAUCCUGGGCACCCGUCCAACCAAUUAUGCAACACAGAGCUGCAAGCGUCUUCUUUUUUUUUCUUCUUCUUCUUUUUGUUGGCACUUCUCCCAGAAAGGCCUGCGUGGCUGGGGUGGUAGAAAGAGAGAGUCAGGCAAGAUUUGUAAAAUAGCCUUCUGUUUUCUAGUGGUCCAGUUAUGACAUCAGCAUGCAAGAGGGAGAUGAGAUCACACAUAUCUCCACCAAGAAACUGUUUAAUGGCAAUCAAAAUACAGCUUUAGUUUUCCUUCUCUAAUUGUUGCGUUUAUAUCAAUUGUAACUCUGUUCUCAUCCCUAGUAUGUGCCAGAGGAGGAUGUCAUUUGUUUUCUAGUUUAUGCAUUAAGGAUCAAAGUCGAUAUAAAUGUGUUUAAUAAUCUAGACUUUAAAGAUCUUGUAUCAUAAUUAUUUUGGAUGCAUUUAAGGAUGGAAUAAAAUAUAAAUGGUCCUUAAGGGGUGGCAUUUUUUAUAGGAUUUAGUAGAAAAUGAUUAAAAAUUAUUAAUAAAUAUUUUCUUUUUAAUUUUAACGUUGGAUUGUGUGCCAUGCUGCUAUUAAAAGGCAGUCGAAAGAAUAUUGAUAUAUUAAACAACACGUGAUAGCAGAUAAGAGCCACUGUAGUGGUUGCACCGUAAUAUAGAGUUAGGAUUAUUUUGUAAUACAUAUUAUCAAUGAAAAAAUGAAAUUCCAUUUAUAUUUUGUGACAUCAAGAAAUCAAUAUUUUCUAUAUUAAAUCAAUAUGUUCUAUGAGAAUUAAGCUGCAGCUUAAUAUCGCCCACUAUUUGAUGCUUCAUCUAGUUUCAGUAACAUUGACAUUGUGUUUUUGGCUCUAUAGUUUUAGAGUUAUUUCAGGGCUCAUGGGGGAACUAAAGCAUGAAACUAGAAGACAUUCUUUCUUGGUUUUUAUUUACUCAGAGAAUCAAGCUUGAUCUGGGGUACUGUUCAAAGACUUUGUUACAUGUCAAAUCAGGAGUAACAGCCACUCAUGAUCAACUCUUUCAUGGCCAGAGGAGCCUGCAUUAAAUUAUAGAAUCCACCAGAGGCAGGAGGUCGAUGUAGUGCCAAGUCCUGUCUUGGCUCAAGAGAAGGAUUCCAAAUGUAAUUAGUUAUUCUCUGAGCAGUGAUGAAACCACCAGCUAUCCUUGCACUUUUCAAUAUAACCUGCUUUGUCUUCUCUGAAUCAUGCUAGACCCAAGGUUGACAUUUUCAAUGAGCAGGGUCAAAAAAACACAGAGGGGGUUGAACAAUUUAAAUAAUUUAUUAAAUACAUAAAGGCAUAUGGUUUAUUGAAAUAAAAUAUAGAAAAGUUACUGUUACGCAUCAUUUGCAUAUCUCAGGCUGUACUUUGAUAAGUCCUCCUUAGGCACAGAAACUUGAAAAAUCAUGUUUCCACAACUACCAGCCUGGCAUGCAAAUGAAUGAACACAGAUAGGCACCGUGUUAAGAUGUCAUACUGCAUUUCUACAGAUACCCUUAGAAAUAGAUGCUGUUUUAAACACAGCUUUUUCUAAAACCACGCCAGGGCUAUCAUCGAAAAGGAACAGUGACCAGAAACCAGCUUUCGACUGUGGUUUUGACCUUAUGGAUUUAAUCAGCCUGGCAAGGUGCUGACUUUAGCAUGAAAGUUCAACCACAUAAAAAUAAUAGUUAUAAAAAUAAAAAUAACUUACUUAGUACUAAUGCAAAAUUGCAAAAAAAAAAAAAAAUACACUAAUGAAAUGUGGAUUACUCAUCAAGACCAUUUUGGGGGGAUCGUUACAUUGUUUUCCAUAGAGAUUGCACAACUUUUAGAACAUUGGGGGAGAUUUAUUAAUGCGUUGUUGACACUUUUAUUUGUAAUUUUCAGCAAAUGUUGCAAUCUUUUAAAUAUGAUGGGUUUGUUUCAUCUGUUGCAUCAUUUGAGCACUAACAAUAAUUUUGAAUAUAUUACAUAUUUUCACAAAAUAAUGGAUUUAUAAUUUUUUAAACUCUUUUUCAAACAGCAAAUUGUUAUCUUUCCUUUUAUUUUCAAAACUCUAAAUUUGGAGGUCUUUUGAACUGAAUUUACUAUGACAAAAAUUGUCACUUUAAUAAAUGUAAUCACAUUAAUGAUGUAAUUAAAACCCCACUUUUCAGAACACAAAAAGAAAUAUCCCACAUAUUUACUCUAGGUUAAUCACUGCAGUAUGAAGAUAAUGGUUUCUUAUAAAAGGAACGAAUGCUAUCUCUGUUUGAUGUAUAUUAUUUUAAAUAUCAGACAGGUAUUCCCUCAUGGUUUUCCUGAUCAGUUUACUCUUGUGGUGACCUUGCUGCUAAAGAAACAGACAACAGAUGAAGAUUGGUAUCUAUUUCAAAUCAGUGAUCACCUAGGAUACCCACAGGUACCUAUACUCCACCACAUCAUCUCUGACAUUUGCGUGACUUGAAUAAGGUUGUUUUAGUGCUGUAAUGAUUUUUUAAAUAAUCAAUAAGCAGAAUUAGUUAAGUACAGUAAUCUGCAUAUUCAAUAGCAUCAUCAACUUCACCACACACAACAUUGGUAUUAUCACUCGCAACAUCACCCAUACAACCGAGUUUGUAAACUAUUCGAUAAUAUAACCUACAGCACAUUGUUAAGUUGAAUCCUUUAUUUGUUCUAAAGUGAUGCAAGCAAUGUGCUGGUAUUACUUUUUAAGAUACAGUCCACACUCCAUAGUCCAAGUUUUGCAUUACUGGUUGAGUCUGAUUACAGAUAUUGUUUAUUCAUUAAAUUAUGUCUCUUGAUGAUAACUUACAACCUUCCAUCCCAUCAUUUCCUUGUUUUCUUUUUAUGAAAGGCUUGGUUUUACAUAUAAUUUCAUGGAUAAUUAAUUUCAUUCUAGUCAUUGACAUAUAUCCUCCAUCUUGUUUGCUUUGCCCAGAUCUCUAUAGGUGUCAAUGGUAAGGAUCGUACAGUGUCACUCCAAGCCAGAGGACAAGAUAAAGAAUAUGUAGGCAGCACGUUUGCUGGACAGGGCUUGUACUCCCUGUUUGACAAUGGAUGGCACAAGAUUGUGCUUAGCGUUCAAGAAAAAAUGGCAUCUAUUCACAUUGACUGCAGCUUCAUCUCCUUCAAACCCAUCGAGCCAAGGGCCCCCCUGGCCAUGGAUGGACAUACCUUCAUCGGGUUAAACACAGUAAAUGGUUCCCCAGUACAUGUAAGUUCACCUAAGAUCUGUUUAAAAUAUUGAAAGAUUUCAUGGAGAGCUUCUUAGCAUCUCAAAUAAUUUAAAUCCAGGUAUAUAUAUCACUUCCUCCUUUUCUUCCAGAUUGAUAUUCAGAAAUUCCUUUUAUACUGUGAUCCCCUAAUGGCAAUGCAGGAAGGAUGUUGUGAGAUCCUACCAGCUGGAGUAAGUAAGAUUCUACAUACCUGUGCUGAAGUUAUCAUGCAUGUAUACUAGCAUUAUUAAGUGGGGGAUUUCAGCUCUCUUAACAUAAAGCACUUUACAAUGAUCGAAACCUUGACCCACAAAUAGUUUCCUGACAUUUUUAUUUGUUUAUCCAUUCUUAUGAAGAGUUAGGGGAAAGGUUUGUGGUGUUGUUAAAGCAUUUAGUAUGUAUAUUUGUCUCUAAAUUAAUUCAAAUAGACUCAUGUAAUACUAAAGGUAAUCAGAAGAGACCCAUGGUUCUUAGUUCAAAGCAAGAAAUUGCAUAAUUCAUUGGAUUUAUAAUGUAUAAUGUAUGCUCUACUGCUUCCAAUUGAACUAUUUUAUAGCCCACUGCUGCUUUAAUUUAUGGGUAAUUCCAAAGAUUUAAACAGAUCAUGGAGUACCAGGAAAAUAUUAGUUCAGUGUUUUUCUGUGAACUCUUAUAUAUGUAAAUACUUACGGUAUACACUUUGUGGAAUACAUGUGAGUGCAUCCCAAAUUCUAGUUUUUUACAUGUAUGGUUAUUUAGUAUACAUCCAUUCAGAUUUAACCAAAAAAAAUUACCUACCAAAAGCAAAACAUUUUUGAACAAAUUGAUCCGAAACUUUUCAGAUUCAUUAGUUUUCAUCAGGAUAGCAAAUUAAUUUUCAUCCUUUAGUUUCGUAAUAAAAAGCUACAAUAUACAGUUGCAAGAAAAGGUAUGUGAACCCUUUGGAAUGAUAUGGAUUUCUGCACAAAUUGGUCAUAAAAUGUGAUCUGAUCCUCUUCUGAAACUGUAAUUAGUCUAAUACUAUCCUUACCUUUUUGUGUCAUUUUACCCCACUCCCUCUAGCAUGUAAGCUCAUUGAGCAGGGCCCUCAACCCCUCUGUUCCUGUGUGUCCAACCUGUCUGGUUACAAAUACAUGUCUGUUCGUCCACCCAUUGUAAAGCGCUGCAGAAUUUGACGGCGCUCUAUAAAUAUAAUAAUAAUAAUAAUAAUAAUAAUCUAAGUCACAACAAUAGACAAUCACAGUCUGCUUAAACUAAUAACACACAAAGAAUGAAAUGUUGCCAUGUUUUUAUUGAACACACCAUGUAAACAUUCACAGUGCAGGUGGAAAAAGUAUGUGAACCCUUGGAUUUAAUAACUGGUUGAACCUCCUUUGGCAGCAAUAACUUCAACCAAACAUUUCCUGUAGUUGCAGAUCAGACGUGCACAACGGUCAGGAGUAAUUCUUGACCAUUCCUCUUUACAGAACUGUUUCAGUUCAGCAAUAUUCUUGGGAUGUCUGGUGUGAAUCGCUUUCUUGAGGUCAUGCCACAGCAUCUCAAUCGGGUUGAGGUCAGGACUCUGACUGGGCCACUUCAGAAGGCGUAUUUUCUUCUGUUUAAGCCAUUCUGUUGUUGAUUUACUUCUAUGCUUUGGGUCAUUGUCCUGUUGCAACACCCAUCUUCUGUUGAGCUUCAGCUGGUAGACAGAUGGCCUUAAGUUCUCCUGCAAAAUGUCUUGAUAAACUUGGGAAUUCAUUUUUCCUUCGAUGAUAGCAAUCCGUCCAGGCCCUGACGCAGCAAAGCAGCCCCAAACCAUGAUGCCCCCACCACCAUACUUCACAGUUGGGAUGAGGUUUUGAUGUUGGUGUGCUGUGCCUUUUUUUGCCACACAUAGUGUUGUGUGUUUCUUCCAAACAACUCAACUUUGGUUUCAUCUGUCCACAGAAUAUUUUGCCAGUACUGCUGUGGAACAUCCAGGUGCUCUUGUGCAAACUGUAAACGUGCAGCAAUGUUUUGUUUGAACAGCAGUGGCUUCCUCUGUGGUAUCCUUCCACGAAAUCUAUUCUUGUUUAGUGUUUUACGUAUUGUAGAUUCACUAACAGGGAUGUUAGCAUUUGCCAGUGACUUUUGUAAGUCUUUAGCUGACACUUUAGGAUUCUUCUUCACCUCAUUGAGCAGUCUGCGCUGUGCUCUUGCAGUCAUCUUUACAGGACGGCCACUCCUAGGGAGAGUAGCAGCAGUGCUGAACUUUCUCCAUUUAUUGACAAUUUGUCUUACUGUGGACUGAUGAACGGCAAGGCUUUUGGAGAUACUUUUAUAACCCUUUUCAGCUUUAUGCAAGUCAACAAUUCUUAAUCGUAGGUCUUCUGAGAGCUCUUUUGUUUGAGGCAUCAUUCACAUCAGGCAAUGCUUCUUGUGAAAAGCAAACCCAGAACUGGUGUGUGUUUUUUAUAGGGCAGGGCAGCUGUAACCAACACCUCCAAUCUCAUCUCAUUGAUUGGACUCCAGUUGGCUGACAUCUCACUCCAAUUAGCUCUUGGAGAUGUCAUUAGUCUAGGGGUUCACAUACUUUUUCCACCUGCACUGUGAAUGUUUAGAUGGUGUGUUCAAUAAAAACAUGGCAACAUUUCAUUCUUUGUGUGUUAUUAGUUUAAGCAGACUGUGAUUGUCUAUUGUUGUGACUUAGAUGAUGAUCAGAUCACAUUUUAUGACCAAUUUGUGCAGAAAUCCUUAUCAUUCCAAAGGGUUCACAUACUUUUUCUUGCAACUGUAUGUAUUAUUUAUUUAUAUAUAUUUAGAACAAAAAAGAAACCUUGCACUCCUACCUACAGCCUUAGGGACUUGGUGCUUGAAAGCACUGAAAUGUAUACAAACGAAAGGUAUCAGCACUCCAAGGUUUUCCAAAUCAAAGGUUUACUUGAAAAAAGGUGUCAAAAUAUAUAUAUAUAUAUAUAUAUAUAUAUAUACACUAAACAAAAUUAUAAACACAACACUUUUGUUUUUGCCCCCAUUUUUCAUGAGCUGAACUGAAAGACCUAAGUUUUUUUCUAUGUACACAAAAGGUCUAUUUCUCUCAAAUAUUGUUCAUAAAUCUGUCUUAAACUGUGUUAGUGAGCACUUCUACUUUGCCGAGAUAAUCCAUCCAACUCACAGGUGUGGUAUAUCAACAUGCUGAUUAGACAGCAUGAUUAUUGCACAGGUGUGCCAUAGGCUGGCCAAAAUAAAAGGCCACUCUAAAAUGCGCAGUUUUAUCACACAGCACAAUUCCACAGAUGUUGCAGGUUUUGAGGGAGCGUGCAAUUGGCAUGCUGACUGCAGGAAUGUCCACCAGAGCUGUUGCCCGUAAACUGAAUGUUCAUUUCUCUACCAUAACCGAGAUAAUCCAUCCACCUCACAGGUGUGGCAUAUCAAGAUACUGAUUAGACAGCAUGAUUAUUGCACAGGUGUGCCUAAGGCUGCCCACAAUUAAAGGCCACUCUAAAAUGUGCAGUUUUACUGUAUUGGGGAUGUCCGGGGGGGUCUGAAAACCAGUCAGUAUCUGCUGUGACCACCAUUUGCCUGACGAAGUGCAACACAUGUCCUUUGCAUAGAGUUGAUCAAGUUGUUGAUUGUGGCCUGUGGAAUGUUGGUCCACUCCUCUUCAAUGGCUGUGCGGAGUUGCUGGAUAUUGGCAGGACCUGGAACAUGCUGUUGUAUACGCUGAUCCAGAGCAUCCCAGCCAUCGAAUGUGAGCAUUUGCCCACUCAAGUCGGUUACGACGACAAACUGCAGUCAGGUCGAGACCCCAAUAAGGACAAUGGGCAUGCAGAUGAGCUUCCCUAAGACAGUUUCUGACAGUUUGGUUAUGCAAACCGAUUGUUUCAGCAGCUGUCCGGGUGGCUGGUCUCAGACGAUCUUGGAGGCGAAGAUGCUGGAUGUGAAGGUCCUGGGCUGGUGUUGUUACACGUGGUCUGCGGUUGUGAGGCCGGUUGGAUGUACUUCCAAAUUUUCUGAAACGCCUUUGGAGAUGGCUUAUGGUAGAGAAAUGAACAUUCAAUUUACGGGCAACAGCUCUGGUGGACAUUCCUGCAGUCAGCAUGCCAAUUGCACGCUCCCUCAAAACUUUCGAUAUCUGUGGCAUUGUGCUGUGUGACAAAACUGCACAUUUUAGAGUGGCGUUUUAUUGUGGCCAGCCUGAGGCACACCUGUGCAAUAAUCAUGCUGUCUAAUCAGCAUCUUGAUAUGCCACACCUGUAAGGUGGAUGGAUUAUCUCGGCAAAGGAGAAGUGCUAACUAACACAGAUUUAGACAGAUUUGUGAACAAUAUUUGAGAGAAAUAGGAAUUUUGUGUCAUAGAAAAAGUCUUAAAUCUUUGAGUUCAGCUAAUGAAAAAUAGGGGAAAAACAAAAGUGUUGUGUUUAUAAUUUUGUUCAGUGUGUAUAUAUAUAUAUAUAUAUAUAUAUAUAUAUAUAUUCAAGUUUUAUGCUAUUAGACAGGUCUUAAAAGUUAAUCACCACUGCAAGCCUGUAGGGUCCAUGGCACCAUCACCAUUGAUAAAGUUCUUCUUGCCAGGGCAAAAUUUUCACUUGCCAUUGGCUAGUGGCGAGUGCAGAUUUUAAGCACUGCUAUUAGUAAAAAUACAUUUUAUAUGACAUAUCUCUAGAUGAUGUAAAGAUUUCCCUUUCUAUCUCACAAUGCAGUGUGGUCCAGAGGCUCCCAAAACUAGACGUAAUACAGAGGCUUCUGAGAACAUGCCGGACAGCAAUCUCAUUGAGUUAUCUUCUAAAUUCAAAACCCAGAGCUACACUCGAUGCUUCUGUUUAGAGGAUUCAUUGCAAAAGAAGGUAUGGAUUAUAUGUUCUAUAUAAUGGUAUUUAUUGCACACAAAAAUCAUGUAUCUAUGUAAGUGAAUAUUACUGUUUCUGAAUAUAUUCAUAAACAAAGUCAAUGUACCAUUUAACUAAGAAUACAAGUGAUACUUUAAGGGACACUAUAGUCACCAGAACAACUACAUAUUAUUGCAGUUGUUCUGGUGAGUAUAAUCAUUCUCUUCAGGCUUUUUGCUGUAAACACUGUUUGUUUCAGAGAAAAUGCAGUGUUUACAUUACAGCCUAGGGAUACCUCUACUGGCCACUCCUCAUUACUGAUGAACUCAGCAAAUCCAAUGCAGCCUCAUAGAGAUGCAUUAGCUGAAUGCUCUCCUAUGGUGAGCGUUUGCGUCUUCAUACUGAGUGUGAACAUGCCGAAUGUCGGUCCUGCAUAUAUUUCAGGACUGUAAAAGGAAGAGCCUCUAGUGUCUCAGAAUAGGCAGUGUUUUUAUUACUGCCUAUAGGAUUGCAGGAACACUAUUUUUUUUACCAGAACCACUACAUUAAAUCUAGUGGCUCUGGUGCUUAGAGUAUCCAUUUAACUUCCCCAUGUUCAAACAGAAAUGCUUUAUUAUCAGUUUGAAUGAGAAGUACCAAAUAAAAUAGUCCUUCAAAGUAAUACUUCAAGCACCAUAACCACUGCAGCCCACUUGUGCACCAUAUACUGUAAGUUAACCACUAUAACAGUUGUAGAUAAGUAGUUGAACUGUUUGGUUUAACAACAAAGAUGGAUGCCCAAGGCUGCAUCCCCCCACCUGAUAUUCUCCUGCAGCAAAAUCCCAUUAGUAAGACAGAGAUACGCAGGACAAUGAAGGUCAUUGGCAGAGCAUGGUCCUGGAUCCACCAUGCUUAACAAAGACUCUGUAGUAGAACUGAAAUGUUCUCACUGCCAUGAACCUCUUAAGGUCUUCUUAAAGCCAACCAGAGUGCCUCGACUCUUCUUUGUAUUUGAUGUAUCUCCUACAGGAGAGUACCAAAUUCAGCACAGUGGUCAUGGUGGUAGGAGUCUCUAUAAGGCAGCGUUUCUCCUUGAAAUGCUACACAUCAAAAGAUAAUUAGACUUCCGUGUAGUGUGCACUGUUGACAGACAUGGUCAGAUUUUGCUCUGUCUGCCCUCUCUUCCUCCCUACUUGCAGUCUCUCCCAGAACUACCCACCCCUCAAUAUGAAUGUAUUUAUUUUUAAAAAGCCAUCAUCAUCCACUCCAUCUCCUCACUGUCUCCAAGCGUGAGAAUGAGAAUGGUCUAAUCAAAUGGUUCUAUUUGAGUAGCAUUUGAUUGGACAAUGCUGCAUUUUAUGAGAGAAGUUGGGGAACUAAUGAGCCAUGUCCAAUAGGGCAUUCUACUUUGAAUUAAAAUGUUGUUUAAAAAAGAGUAACCAUUUUAACAACUUACUGCUGGGAGGGCACUCCUGCUUAUAGAAAUCUUUUACAUUGUAAGCUCGUUUGAGCAGGUUUUUCUUCACCUCUAAAAUAUGCCCAUUCUAUAAUUGUAAAGUUCUGCAGAAUAUGUUGUCACUAAAUAAAUGCUAAAAAUACUACUGCAUUGUGUAUAUCUUCUACAUAUAUAACAUGGCAGGCUACACAUAGAAAUAUAUCUCCAGUAAAAAAAUAAAUAUGUAAAUAAAACCCUUAUAUGGAACUACACUGAACAAAAUUAUAAAAGCAACACUUUUGUUUUUGCCCCCAUUUUUCAUGAACUGAACUCAAAGAUCUAAGACAUCUCCUUUGCCAAGAUAAUCCAUUCACCUCACAGGUGUGGCAUAUCAAGAUGCUGAUCAGACAGCAUGAUUAUUGCACAGGUGUGCCUUAGUCUGGCCACAAUAAAAGGCCACUCUAAAAUGCGCAGUUUUAUCACACAGCACAAUGCCACAGAUGACGCCCCCCGGACCUUCCCAAUACAGUAAAACUGCACAUUUUAGAGUGGCCUUUUAUUGUGACCAGCCUAAGGCACACCUGUGCAAUAAUCAUGCUGUCUAAUCAGCAUCUUGAUAUACCGCACCUGUAAGGUGGAUGGAUUAUCUCGGCAAAGGAGAAGUGCUCACUAACACAGUUUAAGACAGAUUUGUGAACAAUAUUUGAGAGAAAUAAGCCUUCUGUGUACAUAGAAAAAGUCUUAGAUCUUUGAGAUCAGCUCAUGAAAAAUAGGGGCAAAAACAAAAGUGUUGCGUUUAUAAUUUUGUUUAGCAUAUAUAUUAUUUAUUUCAUUUUUUAGCUAAACAUUUUUUUUUCAAAAAAGUCCACCUUUGAUUGAAGCAUAUCUUUAUAUAUUCAUGUAAUUUUAGAAUCCCAUAAUGUUCUGUUUGCACAAGUAAGUCAUUUUUCCAGUGAACAGAAAUCAGUAGAUCUGGGAUGUGAAUGCUCUAUAAUUGAUUUAUUAGUCCCACAUGCAAUUCCUGGCUUAUACUAACAAGAGUACAUGCCAUGUCUGCUCCCUGCCGUCACGUGCAUCUCUAUAAGCUUUCUAUAGCUUUCUGCCCUCGAGGUAUCCCACACCUCAUCUUUCAAGUACAUGUUGAGCAUCCACAGUGAAUUCAUGAUGAUCUGUAGCACACCCAUUAUGUAAAAUCACUUUGAACAUAAGGUGGGCAGGUCUAUAUCAAGCUGUAGGCUGAGACAGGGUGUAAUCUAUAUAGGACAAGCAGGGGAGCAGCAUGAAAUACCUUGUAGAGUAGCAAUCAUUCAUUGGAGGUGCAGUAUUGCAAAUAUGUGCCACUAGAAGGGAGGUACUUGUAAUCUGUACAGUGUGCGCUAGUGAGAAAAAUAUCUCAACUGAGAAAAAUUCCUGUACAUGAUUGAUUUAUCUAAGUACUUGCUCUUUAUGAAAUCUGCAUAGAUCUGCCUAAUGCACACCAAAAGUUAUUAAAAAGUGCUCUUUGUUUAUACAUUAUAAACACAAAUUACAAUAUAUGGUACUAAAAAAAUCAUAAGCACACAUACAGAAACAACCAGAGAAAAUAUAAUUGUAUAUGAAAUAAUCCAGAGAAGUACGAUUGCGCUUAUUGAUACCAGUUGGCAGUUGGAUGGGUUCAGACACAGCUACCUGCCCCCCAAUGUCAGGAUGUUGCAUUAUUUACAGAGCGUGGCAGCUGACAACAUCUUAUUUAGGGAGCCAACUCACAUGGGGCAUUGAAUGUCUCAUCUCACCAUGUGGUCAGUGGCAAAUAUCCAGGGACAUCAUAUAUACUUACUGUAGACAGGCAGCCCGGUCAGCCUAAUAUAGUGCAGUCCAACAGGCUCCUUAAUGCACUGCCCCGUCCAUAUUAUUAUUAUUAUUUAUUGUAUUAUUUAUAAUGCCAGCAAAUUUCUGCACAUAUGUAUGUCCAGCUAUCUAUCUAUCUAUAGCCUAAAGGAUAGAGAGUAUAUGUAUACAAAAAUAUCCAAAUACAAGUGAACGGGAUGUCACUAUAAAAUCAUUCUCCAUAGACACAUGAUAGAGACAGAAUAGUAGUCUGAGUGAAAAAAAAAACAAAUAAAUAUAGAUUAAAAUAAGAUAAAGUAUGCUCCUAUAUACACCGGAGUAUAUAGAUAAUUAGAUAAUUAGGUACUGUGGCUUGUGUCUACUAAAUGAGCUUUGUUAAAUCUGGCUCUGUGUAUAUCAAGACACUCCCAAAUACAAAAUCCCAAAUAUUUACCGCACUCAAAAGACUUCAAACAGGAGGUAGUGAGUAUUAAUAAUACUUAAAGAUAAUAAGGAAAUUAGAGGAAUCUCUAUUGGGGAUGGUAAAGCAAGGCUAGUCUCUAUGCAGACGACGUUCUGUUGACUUUAACAGACCCUGAGACAUUGAUAGAAUACCUUUUAAAUGAGAUUAAAAUAUAUGGAGAGUACUCUAACUAUAAACUCAAUAUUAAUUAAUCACAAGCUAUGUCAGUGGGAAUGAAUAAAAAUGAAAUGGUAAUUCUUACUCAUAAGUUUUCAUUCAUGUGGAAAGAUAAAUACAUUGACUACUUAGGGAUCAAAAUUAAAAAAUAGUUGUGAUGAACUAUUAAAUGAACUUUCAAAAAAACUGGGAGAAUGGAGAAAUCUGCCCCUAUCAUGGAUGGGCAAAAUUAACAUUAUUAAAUCAUAUAUUACCUAGAUGGCUCUACAAUAUGAGACUAAUCCCCAUUCAACUCCCUUUCUUCUUCUGCACACAAUUUCAAUCCACAGUAGAAAAAUGUAUUUGGUCAAAAAAGAAACCAAAAAUUGCAAAAAAAAAUCUUAUAUAGAGAUAAGUCCAAGGGGGCAUGUGUUCCCCUAAUUUGAGCCUUUAUAGUCGAAUUUACGCAAUGAUGCAUGUACAUGCUAUUCAUUCAUAUUCCUUUAGAACUAAAGAUUGGUUCAUUAUUGAACAAAAAAUAUUGAAUAUCAAGAAUUAUAAUAAUCUCUUAUGGCUGAAUAACUUAAUAGCCAAAAAAAUAUACACAACUCUAAAGGGAUUUUUGUAAUCAAAAACAUUAUUUCUUUCUGGUGGAAAAUGAAGAAUAGCAUUGAAUUAAGAGAUAAAAUAAUAACUCAAACUCCCAUCGAAAUAAUUGAAUAUAACAUACUAGAUCUGAACAAGAUGAAGUGGUUUAACAACAAAAAGGUGAUUGACUUUAUGGAGGGUGCUCAGUUAAAAACAUACAAUCACUUAAUAAUGGAAUAUGAAAUCCCAAGAAAGGAUUAUUAUAAUCUGAUUCACAUAAAAAAACUAAAUUUCUGGGCAUCUUCUAACUACUUUAAACCCCAAUGCCAUGAAACUGAUAGAUAAACUCUUUGCAGCUCAUUCAAAUCAAAAUAUCUUUACAAAGGUUCAAUGUUUUUUGAAAUCCCUUGAAAAGGAAAAUGGAGUGAGAGCCCAGACUGCAUGGUAUAAAGACCUUGGCACAGUGAUAGAUAGCAUGGCAUGGGCUAAUAGCUGACUACACGUUGGGAGAGUUACCUUUGUUUAAAUAUCCAAGAAUUACACUAUAAAAUAAUGCAUAGAUGGCAUGUAGUCCCCACUAGAAUGCAUAAAAGUGAUUCUAAUCACAGUGCCCUGUGUUGGAGAUGUGGCCUAAGGGAAGGAACAUUUGAACAUGUAUGGUGGUCUGUAGACUAGUCCACAAUACAUGGUCUAAGGUUUUUCUAAUAAUCUCAGAUAUUUUAAAGACAAAACUCAUAACUUCUCCAGAAAAAGCCUUAUUACAUUUAAAGCUGGAUGGAUUAAAUAAGCAAGGGAAAUUGUUGACUAUCCAGAUCUUUAUGGCCAUGAAGUUAGUAAUAUCAAGAAUGUGGAAUAAAAAGCAGGACAUUUUGCUGAUAGCUGUUUUAAAUCAAGUACAUUUUCAAUGCAGGGUGGAUAAAGGCUAUUUUUCGGCUCUUCAAAGCUUUGGUUCAUAUAUAAAAAUUUGGGAGCCUUGGUUAAAUUCAGAUCUUGAGUGCUAAAUAUUUGGCCUUUCUUUUUCAUUUUAGAUUUGUAUGAUAAAGGGAGGGGGGACUUCCAUGCAGACCAUGUCUUGUCCUGUUUUAUUUUCUACGAUUUGUAAGCUGCCACAGACCUUUUAUAGAGAGGAUUUCUUUUACAUAAAUAUCAUUCUAGUCGCAUAAAUUAUGUAUUGUCUAGGCAGCUUGGAUAUGUAUAAUUGGAGAAGCGUACUUAUAAUAACUGUUUUAUAGAUUAAUCAAUCUAUAAUACUCCAACUUUAUAUGUGAAUAAUAUAAAAAAAGUAUUAAAAAAUUAUAUUGGAUAAUAUUUAGUUUUUAAUAAUUCAUCUUAAAAAAAUUAGCAGAUGUUUCAGUCCCACCAAGGGGACUUUCAUCAAUACAAAUAAAGGUUUUUCAUUUGUCUUGAUGAAAGUCCCCUUGGUAGGACUGAAACAUCAACUUAUUUUAAGGAUAAAUUAUUAAAAGCUAAGUAUUAUCAAUACUCACCAUCUUCGGUUUGAAGUCCUUUGAGUGCGUUAAUUUUUUUGGAUUAUAUAUAUAUAUAUAUAUAUAUAUACACACUGCUCAAAAAAAUAAAGGGAACACAAAAAUAACACAUCCUAGAUCUGAAUGAAUUAAAUAUUCUUCUGAAAUACUUUGUUCAUUACAUAGUUGAAUGUGCUGACAACAAAAUCACACAAAAAUGAAAAAAUGGAAAUCAAAUUUUUCUGGAUUUAGAGUCACACUCAAAAUUAAAGUGGAAAAACACACUACAGGCUCAGUAGUUUGUAUGUCCUCCGCGUGCCUGUAUGACCUCCCUACAACGCCUGUGCAUGCUCCUGAUGAGGUGGCGGAUGGUCUCCUGAGGGAUCUCCUCCCAGACCUGGACUAAAUCAUCUGCCGACUCCUGGAAAGUCUGUGGUGCAACAUGACGUUGGUGGAUGGAGCGAGACAUGAUGUCCCAGAUGUGCUCAAUUGGAUUCAGGUCUGGGGAAUGAGCGGGCCAGUCCAUAGCAUCAAUGCCUUUGUCUUGCAGGAACUGCUGACAAACUCCAGCCACAUAAGGUCUAGCAUUGUGUUGCAUUAGGAGGUACCCAGGGCCAACCGCACCAGCAUAUGGUCUCACAAGGGGUCUGAGGAUCUCAUCUCGGUACCUAAUGGCAGUCAGGCUACCUCUGGUGAGCACAUGGAGGGCUGUCCGGCCCGCCAAAGAAAUGCCACCCCACACCAUUACUGACCCACUGCCAAACUGGUCAUGCUGGAGGAUGUUGCAGGCAGCAGAACGUUCUCACGGCAUCUCCAGACUCUGUCAUGUCUGUCACAUGUGCUCAGUGUGAACAUGCUUUCAUCUGUGAAGAGCACAGGGCGAAUUUUCCAAUCUUGGUGUUCUUUGGCAAAUACCAAACGUCCUGCACGGUGUUGGGCUGUAAGCACAACCCCCACCUGUGGACGUCGGGCCCUCAUACCACCCUCAUGGAGUCUGUUUCUGACCGUUUGAGCAGACACAUGCACAUUUGUGGCCUGCUGGAGGUCAUUUUGCAGGGCUCUGGCAGUGCUCCUCCUGUUCCUCCUUGCACAAAGGCAGAGGUAGCAUUCCUGCUGCUGGGUUGUUGCCCUCCUACAGCCUCCUACAUGUCUCCUGGUGUACUGGCCUGUCCCCUGGUAGCGCCUCCAUGCUCUGGACACUACGCUGACAGACACAGCAAACCUUCUUGCCACAGCUCGCAUUGAUGUGUCAUCCUGGAUGAGCUGCACUACCUGAGCCACUUGUGUGGGUUGUAGACUCCGUCUCAUGCUACCACUAGAGUGAAAGCACCGCCAGCAUUCAAAAGUGACCAAACCAUCAGGAAGCAUAGGAACUGAGAAGUGGUCUGUGGUCACCACCUGCAGAACCACUCCUUUAUUGGGGGUGUCUUGCUAAUUGCCUAUAAUUUCCACCUGUUGUCUAUCCCAUUUGCACAACAGCAUGUGAAAUUGAUUGUCACUCAGUGUUGCUUCAGUUUGUGGACAGUUUGAUUUCACAUAAAUUUCAUUGACUUGGAGUUACAUUGUGUUGUUUAAGUGUUCCCUUUAUUUUUUUUUAGCAGUGUAUAUAAAAAAACAAGAAAUUAGGACUAUAGAGUAUAGAGAUAGUGGCUGUAGUGUUUUGGGAUGAUAGUCCACCAACCCAUGUAUCAACCCACACUAUGCCAGGCUUGCUAAGGCCAUACACAAUGUCUGCCUGCUUCCUUCCCCCUGCAAUACUAUGAAAACAAACAUCACAACACACAUCCCACUGAUUUUCAUUAGAAUGAUUAGGGGCUGCAUCCCAUGACCCCAUUGUCAGGCAUCCUGUGCUAGUAGCCCAGUUGGCAAUUGUUCCCCUGCCAGUUGCCAGACCUCCCAUGGAUGAAAGUCUAUAGAGCUCUAAAAACUUAAAUAUCAAAACUAAGUGAGGCUCAUUCUGAAGCAGAAAUAUGCUUAUAUCCAAUGAACAUGGUGGAAACAUAUGGUGGAAAAAUAUGCAGUCUUGGCCCAGACACAUUUUUUUAUUCAUUAAACAGAAUUAUAGUGAACUAAAAAUGAAUUUGAUAAUGCAGGCAAAAUAUGCUGAUUUGGAAAUAUUUUCCAGUCCAAAUAUAGCCACAGCUAAAUCACAUCUUGGCUAUUUUACUAUAAAUUUAGCAAAUUCUUUUUCAGUUUACUACACUUCACUAUUAACUAAAUAAACCCAUUUAAUGCACAAGGGAUUUAAUUACACAAUCAUUUAUCUAUACUCUAAGCCAUGGGUCCUCAAACUCCAAACUCCAGAUGUUGCUGAACUACAACUCCCAUGAUUCUUUGAAUUACAUAGAUAGCCAGAGAAUCAUGGGAGUUGUAGUUCAGCAACAUCUGGGGGGCCAGAGUUUGAGGACCCCUGCUCUAACCUAAUGUAACAUUGGUCAAAAGGCUCACUGUGUUUGGUAAAACUAGGUUAAAAGUACGUAGUUACACUACAACCAAUGCAUUUCAGUGUAGGUUGUUAUAAUGCUUAGAAUAUCCAUUUACCUGGGGCUGGGAUGAGUUGACUUAUUUUUGUUGGCUCAAUUUUUUACUCCUUUAUCAGCUCACCACAAUUCAAUGUUUAGUGAAUUAAAACGUUUAAUGUGUAGUUAGACAAGUGUGAUUUUUAACUAUGUCUGCUUUGUUGGGAUAAUUAAGACAUGUUUUAUUAGGAAAUCAAUGCAGGCUCAUUUGUAAUAAUUCAUUCGAAAUUUCAUUUUUUAUUGAGCAUCCAUAAAUUCUAAAGUACAUGGUGUAAAUUGUGUCAAAGUUAAACUGUUCCUCACAUCUGUUCUUUCAGUUCUCAGUAUGAGUUCAAUCCUAAUAACCCCUGAAUGUUACUUUGAACCCCUCAUCUGUUUUUCAUCUUUAAUAAAUGGUCACGUGUUGGAUGGCUUGUGGAGGAUCCUUGCUGUCUGUAGAUCUAAGAACGAUAAAGCAAAAUGCAAAAAAAAAAAAAGGAGCAUGGAAGAAGGAGGGAGAGAAGGGUAGAUGUGGUAAAGCCACCCGAAACGCAUUACAUAAACCUCAAAAACCAUUAGUGGUGAAGGGUUUGGAAAGAAACCGUCUUAUUUCUGCUUAACGUGGCUCCAUCUAAAUGCUGACUAAGCAAGACUCUUUAAACUCCAUUUCUUGGGAACACAGUGAAAAAAACUGGCCAAGAAAGGGAAUAGCAGGGGAACUAAGCAUGAUUUCAGAAAGAUCCCUGGCUGCACUGUAAUGCUAUAAAUAUAUCCACAAUAUUAAAGAAACCGUAGAGCCGCACAAAGAAAAUAUAUAAUCAAAGCCUUGUGACACGUACAUUUGUCUCAUUUUACAAUUGCCCAAUCCCUCAAUGCAAAUGUGACAGAAUUCAACAUUUUGUUAACAUCUGGACAAUUUCCAUAAUGAAAACAAAUCUUUGCCAAAGAUAUUCAAAAAACCUAAGUCCAAACGAGUCCAAAUUUCAUACAUUUUAUAAAAAAAACAUGAAUGCACUAGUUGAGACGGUCAGCACAUGUCAUCUCAAUUUUUCCAUCUCUAGCUUUGCAGUUGAAAUGAAGAAUAUACUAAAUCAUCUGUUGUACAUAUAAAUAAGCAAAGACGUGUGCGAGUGCAUAUUUGUAUAUGCAUACACACGUAUACAUAAAUUCCGUUCCUGUGAUAAUUAUUUAUAAAUCCCACUAAUUGACCGUAAUAUUUUUACCCUUACUCUGUGACUGUGUACAAUUUUCCUACCUAAAAUAUAUAUAUAAAUAAAAGUGAAAAUUAUUUGAAUUGGCGUUGAAAUGUAGAUCUAGAAUGCUGACACACUGAACGGUGAAUGUCUCUUUGACAUUCUGAAUCUGUGAAGGCCCAGGUCUUAUUCUGCAGAACAAACUCCAUUCAUGCUCCUUAGUGUGCAUGCAUCACUCUUUCCACUGCUAUGUUCAGCCAGAAAUAUGGAAAAGGGACGAGACGGACGGUGGGGAAGUGGUUUGCUGAGCCAGAUAGGGGUGGAGAAUGUCCUUCUUCUGAGGUUUCAAAAGCCUUCCAAGAACGAAGGAAAUGAAAAGAGAUUUUGUUCUUGGUGUGUGGGAACAAUUCAUUCCACAUACAGCUAGACUAUAACAAAGGAAUGUAAGUCUGUCAGUUUGUACAAAUAAUUUAGGACAUGCUACCCAAAAAUCCACAGCUAGCACACAACAUUGCUCACCUUACUACUGGCAAUUGGCCUUCAGCUCAGAAUCAUACUCUAAACUCGCAUACACAUUUCAGUCUUGUUUCUGCCAACAUUCAUUACAGUGCUCUAACUUCUCAUACUCUACUUUGCAUUUUUUCUGAAAUUCCCCUUGCUUAUCAGUAUAAUAUAUCUCUUAAUAAGCAGUGAGACGCCAUGCAAUGGUAUCAUCCCAAUGCACGUAUUUUCUGUUGCCUUACUCAUGGAAGUAUACUAUUUAAUAUCAUUUAUACUUUCAGGGACUGAGGCUGUGUAUAUUCGCGUCUAAUUUCAGUGAAACAAAGCCUAGAUCAUUCUUCUAAUAUUACUGUUAUUACAGGAGCCAAGUAGAGUAAAGCUGAUGCUUUUCUUGUAGUAAGUACAUUUAUACCAAUGUUCUUAACACACAUUGUACAUAGUGAUAUGUACCUUCUCCUUUAAACACAUUUGCACAGUACCUUUCUUACAAGCAAGAACAUUAGGCCAGGACAACAAGAAACAAGUUAUUUAUCAUUCGUCUGUAACGUUCUGAGCUGCAUAAUGUUUAACUUCCGAAGCCAAUCCAUGCAGGUGUUAAAAGCCCUUCAGAAAUUGAGUGGCAAUCAGGAUGCCAGGCAGAUUGCCAGUACAGGCUGUCCAAAAGUAUUGUAACAUAAUAAAAAUUCCUUGCUACAAUAUUAGCCAAUAUUUAAAGUGUUGAAUAGUGCAUUAAUUGUACCUGUAUUGAUUUUUUUCUUUCUGAGUGCUGAACACGCCUGGUAAUAUAAUGUUCCUGAUGCUGUGUCCAUUGAGAAAUAAUAUUUGUAACUGGUGUAUGUUUUUUGUUUUGAUGUUGGAUCUUUUUUUAGUAAAGGCUAGCCUUAUUCACACACAAAGAUUGCUGUAGGGCACACACUUUUAGAUGCAUCACAUUGAUGAUAACCAGAUAAUGGCCAGAUAAUGGCAAAUACGAUUUUGUCGUGUAUGUGGGAGAGAGAGAUUUGGAUUAUGUUUUGACAGGUUUCAAUUUAUGUAGGGAGAAAGGUGCAUCUGUUUCUGUAUAUUUUCAGGAUGCUCCUCACCAUCGGAUGUGUGACAUAAUGCGGAGGAUUCUCUAUUUCUAGCAGGCUUAUGGUUGCCUUGUGGCUAAUCCUGCUCUGCGAACAGGAACAAUCCUGCCACUGUUUCCUUGUCUUUCCUGAGAUUUUGGAGGCUCUCUCUAUUGUAUAAGGCAUUGUGACAGGUGUGAUUAUACCUGAAUGUCUGAUUGUAGGUAAUGAAUUUUAGUUUUCAAGACAAUAAAGAAUUGAUACUGGCUGCUGGGACUAAAAGGCUGAUAUUUGUGAGGAAGUGUCAUGAUAAUGAGGUUACUGUAUGUGCAAAAGUAAAUUUCCAUGUACCUUCUGGAGUCCCUCUUUACUUGCUGUUCAUAUGAUCACAAUGUCAUGUAUAUGGUGUUCGCUGAGUUAGGUGCAUAUGUAGUCAUUUUCCAACAUUGCCAUAAACCGAUUUGCAAAUGUUGGUGCCAUUCAUGACUCCUUUUUCAGAAAGUCCAGCCAUGUGUGAAAUUAUUGCUGGUGAGUAUAAACUGAAGAGUAAAAAGCUGUUCAAGGUUUUUUGGCACAGUGGCAGAAUCAACAUUAAUAAUGGUGGAGAUAGGAUGUUCUGAGGUGAAGUCAGCUUAUUUGUGGCUAGACAUUUGUGGCAUCCUGAAAGUAACUGUCACGAUACUUAGCUACCCAACACGCAGUGUGUAUAUGAUAAUAAAUAUGACAACAUAUACCGGUCCUUAGAGUGGCCGGGUUUAAUGUUGUUAGGUAUAGAAUGGUCAGGGACAAGCCGAGUCACAGAGACCAGAUAGCAGAGAAGCGAAAACCAAUAGCCGAGUCACAGGAUUACAGAAUUGAGAAUAGUUAGGAUAGCAGAGUUCAAUAAACCAGAAAUUCAGAAAAUACACAAGCACUAUUGGGAACAAACUAGAACCACAACAGGGAAAUGAUCCUUGCCUUAUUGUGCCUUUUUAUAGUCUGAGGCUUUAAUUCUAUAACCACGCCGCAAAACGGUCGAAUUGAACGUUUUGGCAGUCCGUAACAUAUUUUUUGUCAUGAAGCCGGUGCGUGAGAAGAGGAGAGCAAAUGUGGGAAAUGUCUCUCUCCACCAUAUGGGCGUCUCCAGGCUGUUUAUCAGCCUGGGCUACAACAGGUACUGUGACAGUAACAGGGUACUUUUUCACUAGAAGUUCAGAAUGCUUUUCUUAUGAAGAGAGAGAUAUAUUUUUUUUAAAUGUAGCAAUGACUAAUGUAACACCAAUUCCUGGAUUUCCAUUUUAGUGUAUUUUUGGUAGCAUGAACAGGUAUCACAGGCUUUCAAAAUCCUGGGGGUAGCCUUUGUAUAAUCACGUGUACAUUAUAUAAUGUUCUAAUAGCAUUAUUAUAUAGUUUUAUAAUACCCAUAUGAUCCUUCUUGUCUUGCCUAGUGUAGGUUUAUGUCCUGGUUUGGGCGCAUUGCUUUUGAAGUAUUUUGUGUUUUUGAAGUUAUGGAUUUUUGUCUAUAUUGUCAUCAAUUCCUUCACACAUUUCUGAAGAGAUUUUCAGUAUUAUUUUACCACUGUCCAGUCAUGCGUAUUUCUAAAUAUAAUUGUGUCAAAAUACUAUGCAAGCUUUAAACCUAAAGAUGGUAAGAGUCUAAUGUGCCUGAAGCACAAAUUUUAGUGGUAGUGAACGUUUGCACUCUAAAUCUACUUAUCUCCUACAUUUCUACUGUUAACCACACACUACUUAUUAUUGCUAUGUAUGUAAAGUGUCUCCAGCUAGAUGCAAUUAUACAAUAUAUAAUAUAUAUAUCUUUUUUAUUUCUAGGGCGAGAAGGUGACUUCUGGGAUGCCAGUGGAGCUACCACCAGAGGUGAGUGUGAGAUUUGUGUGGACUGUAUUUGGAAAGCAUGCUUGUUCAAUCUUCCAAUGCAGCCCUUCUGAUCACAACUUUAGUAAAAGGUGUUUAAUUUAAGGUUAUGUAGGCACUAGGACCCAGAGACAUCAUAUGGAACAUACUGAAGAAUAUAGAAUGAUUCAGUAAAUAUUUCAAGCAUGACACUUUUAGACAGUAAGCAGUGAAAGCAUAUCUCUGCUCUAGGGCUUAUUUGUUGGCAGUGUUUCAUGUGGGUCAUGACUCAAUUAUCACGCUUAUGCUGUCUGUGGCAUACUACUCUCAGCUCUGUACUCAAGACCCUUUGUUGGAGCGUGUUCCCAAUUAGAAUAACCUGAGUUAUUGGAUAUAAUGAAAAAUGUGGACAUCAAAAGCCUCAUUAUGUGUCAUAUACAGUAAUCUGAAAUGUACAUCUCAAGUAACUUUUAUAUAAACAACAAUAGUUCUGCAGCAUUAAAAUUUGAUCCAUGAUUCCGGAGUUGUAUACUUCAUGAAGAUGGCUAUUGACCAGUUCAGAGGAAUUGCAGUAGUGGAACUAGAAAGACAAAUCAUUCUUAGAACCCUAGAGCUUGGCCGGACAUUCAAGUCACACAAAAGUGGUGCCCCAUAAGCUAUUUAUUCCUAUGAGUUUCCUCAUUGUUAGCGUUGCUGUCCUGUGCCUUUCCAAUAUUUGUGGUCCAGCAUUCACAAUCUCUCACAUACCUACUUACACAACCCAGUGUUUUGCUAACCAUUCUCUCUUAAAUACUUAUCGUAUUCACCCUCUGUAUGAGAGUAUCUAACGAGGGAAUCGUAGUGCUCUUCAAGUGGAAUGCCAAGUUUAACUUAGCUACCGUGAGAAUGAUGAGCAAUACUUUGUGGUUGGGGUGGUGUAUCAGCCCGGGGAUGAUAUGCAGAAGGUAGCUGGUUGGCUUCUUUGGUAUUCUAUAGAGUGUGGUAUCAGAGAUAAAUUUCCCCACCCGGUCCCAGUAUUCUCCCAGGGCCGGACAAUCCCAAAAUGUGUGUAGCAUAGUGCCUAUCUGUGUUUUGCAUCUCCAGCAUAGCUCUGAUGCCUCCUUAUAGAUUUGUGAUAACUUGUAUGGCACCAGGUACCAUCUCAUGGUGAUUUUACAGAAGGCUUCCCGAGUGAUAAACUCCUUGAGGCUCGUUUAGUAAUUGACAUAGCUUCGUGCCAAAGUGACAGAAGUAUCUCAUACCCCAGCUCCUUCUCCCAUUGGAUCAUAGAGGGCAUUUUGUCUUUUGCAGGCCCCUGGAGAAGAGCAUUGUAACAUAGAGAGAGAGGUUUCAAGUGUUUGGCUGAAAGCAUUGAGGGUACAUUCAAAACCGCUUCGGGAAGUACAUCAUGUGUUGUGUCUAACCUGGAAAACAUAAAGUUUUUUACUCUCAUGUACAAAAAUAGGUCUCUCGGUGGUAGCGAGUAUUGUUUUUGGAGCACUGGGAAUGGUUUAAUUUUAUCCCCCUCUAAUAGAUCAUUUACCUUUUGAAUACCUUUUGUGACCCACAGUUUAAUCGGCUCUAGGGUUCUAAGGCCAGGGUAUGUGUCACAAGAACUGUUGCAUAAGCAAUAUCAAUGUGAACCUAACCCCCCCUUUUUUCCUUUCUGUAUUCCCCUCCCUCUAUGUUAUCUUUCUAUGUUAUUCUUAUGUUUUAAUGACACUAAUAUGGAUACAAUUACCGGAGGACAACAGCAUAAUACGUUUAAGCAAAGCUUUGAUGUCAAUCUAGGAAAAAUAGUUGUAAAUUGUCGUAUAGCAAUUGUUUACUCUGUUAUAUGAAAAUGUUAAAGUUUUGAAAUUAUUUGCAUUGAUAACAUUCGCUAAUAAAAAUGAUAUAUGGAAAAAAAAAGAAAGACAAACUAUUCUACUAGAGUACAUAAAAAGCAUUUAAAAUUGUCUUACACAUCAUGUAAAUGUGACGCAAUAUAGACACACAGUCACUGUUUAGGGCAUAACAGUAGUUGCAACUUUGUAAUGCUGAUAACAUUGUCUGGUGUUGUAAACUGCAGAUUUUGACAUAUUUCUGGUCCGAAUGUGCUUUUUCAAGUUAAAGAACAUAACUUACUGGUCCAAAGCAGGUAGUUAAUUUGGCUUUAAGAGAAGACAGGGAGAGACUGAUUGCACAGUGCAGUAUUUGCAAAAUAUGUGUCAGGUAAAUAUAAAUAAUAUCUGCUAAUAAACACUUUGAUUGCUACUUAUUUCAGAAGAUUUGUUUCGCUAAGACAGCUCAGGCAAACCCUCUAAUCAAGAUGUAAUCACUGUUUGGAAAAAUCACACAAUCUUCAGGUGGGCGCUGGGCUAGCGGGAGAAGAAGCUAAGCUGAAUAGAGAUUAGAGCAAGUGGGGACUUGUCAUGUAAAAUGUUAGAAAUGUGGCACUGGAUGGUUAGUCUUUUUAAUGAGCUCGGGGUCAGUUCAUGAUCAAAGUCCUAUUUAUAUAUGAUCCUGUUCCUGAUAACAGUGGGAUAUGCAUUUUAUCUGCCAAACAUUCACCAACAGAUUAAUGUGUUUUUUAUCAACCCAUCUAACCUCACUAGCUAUGGAUGCUGUAUGCUCCUGCACGUUUUAGGCAGAGACAGCACAACCCUUUUAAAGUAUUUUCUAGUAUGUAUUUAUUGCUUGAAAAUUGCUGUGGAAAUUAACUGAUCGCUUAUGUGGCAUGGGAUGAAACAGAAUAUGAUCAAUUACAGGGGCCUGUUAAAUCUCCCAGAGCACAGGGCACUUGCAGGCUUAAUUGAGAUGAGGUGGAUAAAAAGAGAAGAAAAAGAUCAGAGGUUACUACAAAGAAUAUAAAAAGCACAAAGCAUUUGAACACCUGUAGUGCAAACACCUGAACUGUGUUUACUAAGGCACAUUUUCACUGGUCUAUUGGAUUAAGUUAUAUUUAAUGUCUGGAAAGUGCAGAGCUGAAAUGGUAACCCUUCUUUUUCCUCUAAUUACUAUAAUUAUCGCUGCAAUGACUUCCACUGUAACGUCAUAUCUUUACAGUCACUUACAGUCUCAAAUGAGUUCUCAACUUUCAGGGCUCACUCCUACAAAACCGUAGCCUUGAGAACCUAGGAGGUCUCUCAUGUGCCUGGCAAAAAUGAUGGCUUACUGUUGUGGCUGUCUCUCAUUUUGGCAGUCAGAUUUGCUGUGGUUGAUUUACUUUAAAGUACAGUGACACUGACUACUGAACCUGUCAUAGUGCCAGUUGCUGUCCGUGUUACUUUAUAUCGUUAUCUGGUUCUGUCUAACUUCGGCAUAAAGCCGAGCGUUUCUGCUAUUUCUAACAAAGGAAUAGGCAGACUGGACUGCCCUCACUGGACCAUCAUUAAUUUUGCCCAUUUCUAUAUUUGGCAAUCAUCAUGUGAGGCGACCUGAAGGUUACACCCCAUGGGUUCCUGAUGCUAUUAGUACAUUUAUCAGUGCUGCCAGAUACCAGCAACAUCUGGAGAAAAUUGCAAAAUGCCUGCAGUACACAUCAAAUGUAUGCGUUAGCAGUUGAAAAGAUUGGCAAUUCCCCUUAUACUGCAAAUUAACCCAUAGAGAUCAGAGUAAGUAAGUGGAAUGCUAACAAUUCAGUGAUUGUUCCAGCAUUGUUAGGCUGAUAGUGGACUUUGUGAGCUGUCACUCCAGUGGUCAUUACAACCGGUUAUAAAUCCAGCCAAUCCUAUAUUGCACUAGCCAUCGACCAGUUAACAAUAUGCUGUCAGCCAAGUGUUAAGUGCAUGUGUAUGAAUUCAGUAGAUGGAUGCUGUUAACCUUGUUUCUCUUUGCUCUUUCUCUAGUGUGCAUCGUGUGCUUUCCAGCUCCCCGAAGCCAAUGUAAGUAUGCGCCAUAAUAGAGAACAUAUUUAUGGGAUAGGUGUCAAGGUAACAGUAGAUUCUGUUGUUUAUACACUUCUUUUAAGAAAAAAAAAAGUCUGGAAAUUAGACCUUAGCCGUUACAGACACGGAAAAAGUAAGAGCAGAUGUUAUUGUCCAUUUCUAUUAUCUAGUUCAGUACUGCACACGUGGUGACAUCUGGUUUUGAAAUAUAACAAAAAAAACUACUUCCAGCUAUUGAUGGGUUCAACAAUGGCCCUUGAUCAUCUAUACACUGUACUCACUUACUACUAACUGUUAAAUGAGGAGGAACAUUGCUCAAUUCCCAUUUCCUGGAAUGUUUCCAAAAUAUAAAAUUGUCUUUGUAGUUUUAUUUCUCCAUUUUUUUUUUAAAUACAAUGAAUGAUGCACUUUACCCUGGACCACCAUAAAACUUCAUUAAUAAACAAAUAGUUGGCAAAGUAACAUAUUAUAAUAGUUUACUACAUUCAUUGCAUGUUUGAUGAGCUUAUUGGAGAUGACAAGAAUCAACAAGUUGUAUAGGAUAAGGCAACGUUUAAUAAGAAUUCUGAUUUCUCAGUGGGUGAGGAUCUGUCAUUUCUAACACACAGCACCCUGUAAUGUCCCAGACACUUUACUAUAAAAAUAAAGGACCUAAACACAAUUGUUUAUGCUGUACCAUGACAAGUGUUAUCUGCUGCUUUUGUUGUGAUUGAAAUUUGUAGACGUUCAGGCUGAAGAGUUAAAUUCAGUGCUUCUUGAACUAUAUAACAGUUUGGGUAGCUAUUUCUAGAAGUCAUAAAACAAUACAUAGAGUUUUAAGACCAUUAAUUCCUUUGAUGUCACAGGUCAAUUGUGAUGGCUUAAAGACUUUGGAAUGUCUUUAAUUAACAGCUGGAUGACUGCAAGGCAGCUGUGCUUGACUUGCACUGCAUAUAGCUGACAAAUUGUGCCCCUUUAUUCCAGAAUAUCUGCAGGCCAUUUCAGUGGCUCCGACUGAAACACUAGUUAUCUUUUAUUUUUAAACUGCUGGCAGAUUGUACUUUGUCUCAGCUAAUGCAAUGUUUCUGCACAGAAGUGCUUUAGCUGAUGCUUCCUUGGCCACUAAAUUGCUAAGUGAUCCUCGCGUUGGAAAGGUUUGGAGGGAUAAUGUAGAAGUGCUCUGCAUUAUCUUGGUAAAGGAUGAGGAGCUGAGCUUUGGGUGCCAAAAAGAGCCCUGGGUUUUGUGAAACUUCAUCAAAAUGGUUUGACAGCACCCAAAUACUCAUUGCACAACCACUGCAGCAUGACCAUUUAAUGUAGGUAAUUUAGACAAUAAUUUAGGUAUGGCUUGUCUACCAUAUGUUAUGUCAAGCAGCUAAUUUGUGAAAUCUAGAGCAGGACUCAAUGAUAUCAUAAUUAUCGGCUAAUCGGUAAGGAUAAUAUGUAUUCAGAGUAAGGCAAGAGAUACAACUAACAAUAGCACAGUAGAUUCAAAAAUAUAGAGUAUGAAAAGCUAGACAUCUAGUUUUAGAAUAUUUAAAACACUACUGUUAUGUCAAACAGCUAAUUAUAGUACAUUUCUAUAAAAUAUACAUAUAUAAAUGCAGUAAUAUGGCAAGUCAGCCAACUAGGAGGAUACAUAUAAUAGUGCUGUCAAGCAUUUUAAUGAGGAUGAUAAUAUAUAAUUUAUAAGCUAUGUGCUGAGAUAGCAGGCUCCUGUUCAAUCAGGAUGGUGGUACCUGGAUAAAGUACAGAAGGUUUUUAACCAGUAUUGCCUCUCAUGAUCUCAAUUAGGGCACAAGAUGACUUUGAUUGCAUAUUCCUGUUCAUCAGAUGUCGAACAGAGAAAUAAAGUCCUUUGGAGAUAUGAGCACUGCAUAACCACAGGGAAACUUAAUCCUUGUGGUUAAGCAGAGCUCAUUAACGUAGCAGAAUGUGCAAAAUCAACAGUGAUCUUAUCAAUUAUCAAUGUAUAUACCAGGUAGCAAGGGACACUCCACCACACAGCAAAGUGGCUACCCAAUCCAAAGCUAGGGAAAAUGGUACUGGAGCCUUUACUAAUUCAGAUAUACUGUUCUACUUUCAUGUAGCAAAACACUGCAAACUCUGUGCUUACUCCGUGGCAUUAUUAAACAGCCCAGUAAAUCAUGACUACAUCUCAGUAACUAGAACCCUUUCAGCAGAGAAAUGUCAACUGGACUGGACCUCCGUAGUAGAAUUGACCUAUGCAUGCUUUUGUCCAUUUUUGAGGAGGGCUCAUAGACUACAUUUGUAAGACUGAUCAUGCCUUUAUAUACUCUAUACUCUAUGUCAAUGAUUUAUGCAUCUAGAACAGUAUAUGAUAUGCUGGGUCUGUCAGCCAAUGUAAGUAGAGCAGUUUGAAACAUGAAAAGCAGUGUUAGCUAGAUCAAGCAGCUAACUGUACCACUUAUAUGUCAGUAUAGAUUAUUACAAGCUAUGACAGAUUAUUGGAAAAUCCAAAAACGUAUAACAAACCAGGCAGCAGUUUAUAAACGUUGAGGAGGAUUUUACAAAAUAUGGUAUGCAGUACUCUCCCCCACAGCUGUAUGUAUGGGUCUGGAAAGAAUGCCUCAUGGUAGGUGAUAUAGGAAAGAUGGACGUAUUAUUACAGGAAUAUCUUGUCUGCUGAGUUAAGAUGGAAAAUAUUUCAGAACAAAAGCAGCUGUGUGUUGAUACCAGGUGUUAUAUACCUUUAGGUUGGGUUUAUAAUAUCUAUCCUGCGCCAGGACUCACACAUGGGAGGGAAAAUGCAUGUUUAUAUCUUUUUUCCUAAUAACGUGGUCAUUUCUUAGUUUUUAUGCCUGCAGGGGUAGGGAGUAGUGCUGUACAUGCUCCAGACGUCUGCAAAUGAGUUAUUAAUGACCGAUCGAACACACUGAAAUAGCAACAAAGUGAAAUCUGGUAGAUGGUAGAUAAGUACAACUUCUCUACACGUUCAGGCUUGAAACCUUAAGCCGAACCUCCUAUAUAUAAAAAAUAAUUUUGUGUUCAAAGAUAUAUAUUACAUAUUAGGUAUAUAAUAUUUGUAGUGACUUAGAUGAACACUCUAAGGUUAAGGAAUACUUUCAAAUAAACAUUACACUUCCCUUUAAUCCAGUACAAGGCAGUCUCCUAUCAGCCUCCGCUCUGCCUUCUUUAGGAUCAUCAACAUUGAUUAUCUUGUUCCAAUCCAAAUCUAAUGCUGGGUGCACCCUGGUGCCCUUCCCCCAUGCAAGUACUAAAACCAUUAAAGGACCACUAUAGGCACCCAGACCACUUCACUUUAAUGAAGUGGCAUGGGUGCCAGGACCAUCUAGGGUUAACCCUGCAGCUGUAAACAUAGGGUUAAUCCAGCCUCUAGUAGCUGUCUCAUUGACAGCCGCUAGAGGCACUUCCGUGCUUCUCACUGUGAUUUUCACAGUGAGAAGAUGCCAGCGUCCAUAGGAAAGCAUUGAGAAAUGCUUUCUUAUGGACUGACUGAAUGCACGCGCGGCUCUUGCCGCACAUGCGCAUUCAGCGGAUGAUGUCGGAAGAGGGAGGAGAGUAAGGGAGCGAGUAAAGGUAAGAAUUUAACCCCUUCCUCCCCCAUCAGCCUUGUGGGAUUGGGACCCUGAGGGAGGGGGGAGCCAAAGACCCUAUAGAGCCAGGAAAACGAGUUUGUUUUCCUGGCACUAUAGUGGUCCUUUAAGUAACAUUCUGAUUUGUUAACUUGGCUCCUCCAGGUGCUGCCCCCCGGUGGCAUCGCUGGGGGGGGCAGAGGGGACCAUGGCCCCCCCUACAUCAUGCUGUGCACCCCCUUGAGCCCCCCCAAAUGCCAGCAACUUGCUGGCCAUGUGCUUCAAUUGUAUUCCCUCGGGCUGUAACAGUCUGUUACAGCCCGAGGGAAUGCAGGACAGAGGAGCUGGAACAGUGCUGGGUGUUUUCAGCAGCUUCCCCAGCACAGGCCCCGCCCCCAAAUUAAACCCCACCUCCCGCACAUAAGCCAGGUAGGCUUGAUAUGCUCAGGUGUGUGUGUGUAUGGACUCAACAGUCUGUCUGUGUGUAUGGACUCAGCAGUCUGUCUGUGUGUAUGGACUCAGCAGUCUGUCUGUCUGUGUGGACUCAGCAGUGUGUGUGUAUGGAUUCAGCAGUCUGUGUGUGUGUAUGGACUCAGCAGUCUGUAUGUGUGUGUGUGUGUGUGUGUAUUGACUCAGCAGUCUGUGUGUCUGUGUGGUCUCAGCAGUCUGUGUGUGUAUAGACUCAGCGGUCUGUGUGUGUAUGGACUCAGCAGUCUGUGUUUGUGUGUGUAUGGACUCAGCAGUCUGUGUGUGUGUAUGGACUCAGCAGUAUGUGUGUGUAUGGACUCAGCAGUCUGUGUGUCUGUGUGUGUGUGUGUAUGGACUCAGCAGUCUGUCUGUGUGUAUGGACGGACUCAGCAGUCUGUGUGUGUGUGUGGACUCAGCAGUCUGUGUGUGGACUCAACAGUCUGUGUGUCUGUGUGUGUAUGUACUCAGCAGCCUCUGUGUGUGUGUGUGUGUGUGUGUGUGUGUGCGCGCAUGUACUCAGCAGUCUCUGUGUGUGUGUGUGUAUAUGUACUCAGCAGUGUGUGUGUGUGUGUAUGGACUCAGCAGUCUGUGUGUGGACUCAGCAGUAUGUGUGUCUAUGUGUGUAUGUACUCAGCAGUCUGUGUGUGUAUGUGUGUGUGUGAUGUGUGUGUGUGGACUCAGCCUGUGUGUGUGUGUUGGACUCAGCAGUCUGUGUGUGUGUGUGUGUGUGUGUGUGUGUGUAUGGACUCAGCAGUCUGUGUAUGUGUGUAUGGACUCAGCAGUUUGUGUGUGUGUGUAUGGACUCAGCAGUCUAUGUGUGUUUGUGUGUAUGAACUCAGCAGUCUGUGUGUAUGGACUCAGAAUUAUGUGUGUGUGUGUGUGUGUGUGUGGACUCAGCAGUCUAUGUGUCUCUGGAGUAGGAGAGGUUCACCCACUGGAAGCUGGAUCUUGGUCUUGGGUCCAGGGUGGGUGGAGGAUGCCGUGUUCCCAGCAAAGCUGUAAUGCUGGAUGUGGGAACUACAGUGCUUAUGGUGUCUGGUGGAGCCCUUGGAGUCCGCGGUGAGCACUAGGAGCAUCAACUCACAGAGGCACCCGGUUGGGGUGCCAGGCGGUCCGUCACAUAUACCAACUAAUAAUCCACUUGGACAAACACUUGAAUGGGGGAUGCAUACUCAUCAGCCACAACAUUAAAACCACUGAAGUGAAUAACAUUGAUUAUAUUGUUACAAUGGCAACUGUGAAGGAGUGAAAUAUAUUAGGCAGCAAGUAAACAGUCAGUUCUUAAAUUUCAUGUGAGGCAAGCAGGAAAAAUAGGCAAGAGAAAAGAUCUGAAUGACUUUGACAAGGGCCAAAUAAUGAUGGCUAGACGAUUGGGUCAGAGCGUCUCCGAAAUGGCAAGUCUUGUGGUGUGUUCCUAGUAUUCAUUGGUUAUUACCUACCAAAAGUGGUGCAAAGAAGGACAACCGGUGAACCUACAUCAGGGUCAUGGGUGCUGAAGUCUCAUUGAUGCACAUGGGAAACGAAGGCUAGACCAUCUGGUCCGAUCAGACAAAAUAGCUACUGUAGCUCUAGGUACUGAAAAUUACUGGACAUGAUAGGAAGGUGUCAAAACACACAGUGCAUCACAGUUUGCUGCAUAUGAGGCAGCGUGGCUGCAGACUGGUCAGAGUGCCCAUGAUGACCUCUGUCCACCGCCGAAAGCGCCUUCAACAGGAACGUGAGUGUCAGAACUGGACCUUGGAGCAAUUGAAGAAGAUUGUCUGACCUGAUGAAUCACGUUUUCUUUUAGAUCAGGAGGAUAGCUAGGUGCGUCGAUUAACUGGAAGAGAUGGCAGCAGGAUGCACUAUGGGAAGAAGGUAAGCCGAAGUAGACAGUGUUAUGCUCUCGGCAAUGUUCUGCUGUGAACCUUGUGUCCUGGCAUUAUAUAAUACCACCUACCUAGAGAUUGUUGCAGACCACGUGUGAAUGUUGUGAAAGUGUCUUAGCUCCUCAGCCGCCAUCUUGUUCUUAUAUCAGCCAUGUUUGCCCUCUGUGUGACUUUGUGUGCUUGACGGGUUAAGUAUCGACAUUUCUGGGCUCUUUGCUCCAAGUAGGUUUAUAAGAAACCUGUUUUAUCUAUUCAAUGAUUAGAAUGGAAAUAGGCAAAGGUGGGUUAUCACCUCAGGGUGGAUGGUCAGAAGUGAUUGAUUCAGAAGUAGACUGAACGGACCAUAGCAGGAUGAGUAGGUUUAGAGGCAACUAAUUACAGGGUACUGUGUUUUUUUUGCAUACAUCAAGAUACUGAUAUUUUGUCACUAUGCUGUUUCUGGCACUUAAGCUGCGUUCUUUAACUGUAUAUAAGAUAUGUGUUUUUCAUAUAGAGGGAGGGCAGUCUUCUUUGACACUCUCCUUGUGCACAAGCAAUAAAGGAAUCUCUGCUUAUUCAACUCUUGUGUGAAGAACUUGUGUUUUACGUUAAUGAGUAUUUCACAUACAUACAACCCUUCAUGGUGUUCCUUGAUGGCAGUGGACACUUUCAGAAGGAUAAAGCACCCUUGCACACUGUGAAAAUUGUUUAGGAAUGGUUUGAGGAGCAACAAAGAGUUCAAGGUGUUUCAAGGUCUUGCCUUGACCUCACAACUCCCCAGAUCUCAAUCUGAUCUGUGGGAUGUGCUGGAACAACAAAUCCAAAUCACAAAGGCCCAACCUCGCAACUUGCAGGACUUAAAGGAUCUGCUGCUAAUGUCUUGGUGCCAGAUACCACAGGACACGUUCAGAGAUAUUUUAUAGUCCAUGCCUCAAUGCAUCAGAGUAUUCAAGCAAAAAGUGUUUAGCUGUAGAAACAUUUCCUAACUCAACUAUAGUCACAAUUCAAAGCAUAGUGAAUGAACCCCUAAAUUAAAAGUAUUAUUUUAUAAUGAUCAUUAUCUAUUCAUGUUUGUUUAUAUUUAUGCUUGACCUCAUUAUACAUAUAUGUUUUACAAUUUUCAUAAUAAUUAUCCCCCUGUGUAUUUCUGCAGGUGACAGUGGGACCCCAAGGACCCAGGGUAAGUGACUAUGUAUCACGUAUGCAUUGUGUGUGUGUGUCUGUAAAUAUAUAUAUAUAUAUAUUCAUAUUCUUGUAUUCUUCUGUAUUUAUUGAAGCUGCUUAUUUUGCUAAGAACACUUGUCAUCUAAGGGUUAACUAAACACUUGUCAAUCAAAGAGCAUAACACAGAAAGGUAGUUAAAUGUAAAUAUGUUGUUAGAAAUGAAGAUUAUAGUGCUUACAGUGAGACCCAUAAAGCCAGAUACACUAAUCUUCUAUGAGGCCCUGGCAUGAAGAUAACCUUGAGAUUUUUAAAAUGCUCAGAAUUAUUGCAAGUACUUAGCACUAACCUUUUUCACAAAUUCUUUUUCAAUUUGCUCAAGUUUAUGGGUAACCUUGCUAGUCUCCUUUUUGAAAAUUGAAAGCUUUAAUUUAAUUAUGAACAUCAUAUAUAUUCAGAGCAAUGUUAACGAGUGCAACUAAUGGCUGGAAUAACCUCACCAGAGCACUCUCUUAGGUGUGAUGCAUUGAGAGGCCGGCGUGAGGAUUGUUAUCAAAAACAACUUUACAUCUGAAAUGCUGAUGAGUUUUUUUAAACAUCUCUCUAAUUUGUGCCCUGAAAGCUCUGACAUGCAAGUAAAAAAAUAUUGAAACUCUUUUAAAGAAUUUGUACACUUUAGCUUAAAGAAACACACUUAGCACUAUAAUCACUACAGCUCACCAUAUUAAUUGUGAUGCCAAGAGUGAACUGCCCUCCCCCAUCCCAUUUUUAACUACCGUAUAUACUCGUGUAUAAGUCGAUCUCAUGUAUAAGUCCAGUGCAGUUUUGUGACCAACAAUUGUGAAAUAUGCUAUGCCUCGUGGAUAAGUCGAGGGUAAAACUUGGGGCUAUGAAAUUCUGUGAUUUCUAUAAUUAUAUACACACACACUCAUACAAACACACACUCUGCAUUAUAUAUACACACACUCUGCAUUAUAUACACACACACACACACACUCAUACAAACACACACUCUGCAUUAUAUACACACACUGUGUAUAUAAUGCAGAGUGUGUGUUUGUGUAGUAUGUGUGAACUGGGUGGGGGGAGGGCAUUUUUAUUAUUUUUUUAUUUUAAUGUUAUUAUUUUUUUAUUAUUUUAAUUUUAUUUUGUCCCCCCUCCCUGCUUGUUAACUGGUCAGGGAGGAGGGCUAUCUUAAUCCCUGGUGGUCAAGUGGCAUGGGCUGUGAAGUGGGGGGGCCGGCAGGAAGCAUUUACUUACCUUUCCUGCAGCUCCUGUCAGCUCCCUUCUCCUCCGUUACGGUCAGCUCCGCUGUAAGUCUCGCGGUCUGGUUGCCGCGCGGAUCGUUGCCAUGGCUCUGACGGCCGCGGCUCUCUAAGUUGCCAUAAUACAGACAGUGACUCGAGUAUAAGUCGAGUGUGGGUUUUUAAGCACAAAAAAUGUGCUAAAAAACUAGACUUAUACUCGAGUAUAUACUGUAGUCGAACUGUUUUUGACAGGUCUUCUUUUACUACUUUAUUACUGGGUUCUGGCAGGAACCAAUCCCCACCUCCACCACCAAUGCUAGAGAACCAGAAGUUCCUAAGCAGGAAGUCCUCUAAGGCUUCCUGAAUCAGACCCUUCAGAUCACGCUCAGCCAAUGAGCUAAGCCUUUAAUUGCACUCCAAGACAUUCCUGGCACCAUAACCACUACACUACAAUGUAAUAUUCUACAUUUGAGACAAUGUGUAACUUUGUCCCUUUCCCUUGCUUCCUAUGUGUUGCUGAGAGGUCAUGGAUGUCCCUAUUCUUGUCACAUUUGUUCUUUUAGUGUAACACUGUGGAGAAAUGUAGCUGUUUGUUUUUUAAUUUAUAAACAGUAAUAAUUUUAAAUUAAUGUUUACUUUGGAACAUAAUAAUAGGAAGAUUUUUGAAUGUUACUUUGGUCCUUGAAAAGUAUGGUAAUUUUGAAACUAAAGUUUUACGUAAACCUACAGAUAUGAAUGCCCUCUCUACAUAUAUAUAUAUAUAUAUAUAUAUAUACACACACACACACACACACACACACACACACAUAUAUAUACACACACACACACACACACACACACGAAAAAAGUAUUUGAUCCCCUGCUGAUUUUGAACGUUUGUCCACUGACAAAGAAAUGAUCAGUCUAUUAUUUUAAUGGUAGGUGUAUUUUAACAGUGAGAGAUAGAAUAAACAAAAAUCCAGAAAAAUGCAUGUCAAAGAAGUUAUAAAUUGAUUUGUAUGUCAAUGAGUGAAAUAAGUAUUUGAUCCCCUAUCAAUCAGCAGGAUUUCUGGCUCCCAGGUGUCUUUUAUCCAGGUAACAAGCUGAGAUUAGGAGCACUCUCUUAAAGGGAGUGCUCCUAAUCUCACUGUAGCAUACAUAUAGCAUACAAUAGGGCAUUAACCCCUUAAGAAUGGGGUGCUAUGCCGUCCUUGGGGACCAGGCUCUAAACGCCGGCGGGCGGCACACCGGCAAUCAUGAUGGGGGGACUUACCUAACAUCCCAGGGAGUCCCCCUACUGCCGAUCCAACCCUACUGGGCCAUGUGAUCACGUGGUCCUUGAGAGGACCUCACGAUCACAUGGACGGAAUAGCUGUCCAUAGCAGUGCCAGCAAGGGGAGUGCCUGGAAUGACAGGUAGUGCCCCUGCUGCCUGAAAUAAAAUGAAAUAAAGUUUUAAACAGUGUAAAAUAAAACAAUAUAUACUUAGAUCAUAUAUAUAUAUGUGUGUGUAUAGUAUAUAUAUGAUCUAAGUAUAUAUAUAUAUAUAUAUAUAUAUAUACACACACACUUACACAUACAUACACAUACACUGUCUAAGAGUAUUUUAAUAUUAAUAUAUAUAUAUAUAUAUAUAUAUAUAUAUAUAUAUAUAUAUAUAUUAAUAUUAAAAUACAUAUAACUAUAUAUAUAUAUAUAUAUAUAUAUAUAAAUAUCAAAAUACACGUAGAAUUAUAUUAAUUAAAUAUAUAUAUAUACAUAAUAAAAAAUAAAUAUAAAUACAUGAAAAAGAAAAAACAAAUAAUUAAAAUAUAUAUAUAUGUGUAUAAUUCCGUUCUAACUGUAUUUUGAUAUUAACAUUAAUAUAUAUAUAUAUAUAUAUAUAAUGAUAUAAAAAUACACUUAGAACACAAUAAUAUAUAUAUCUAUAUACAUAAAUAUAUAUGUAUAUAUCGCUAUAUAUAAAUAAAAAUAAUUUUUUAAAAAUUAUAUAUAUAUAUAUAUAUAUACACACACACACACACACACAUAUAUAUAUAUAUAUAUAUAUAUAUAUAUUUAUCUUUUUUAUUCUACAUAUAUUUAUAUAAUAUUUUUACAUAAUGAAGUCUUUUUUAUUAGUUACAAUUUGAAGGACCUGCGUGAUAACCCAGGCAGAAAGGCAAGAGAAUUUAAUUUGCUAGCACUAUAUUUAACCCUGUAACUUUCCAAGACACCAUAAAACCUGUACAUGGCGGGUACUGUUUUACUCGGAAGACUUCGCUGAACACAAAUAUUAGUGUUUCAAAACAGUAAAAUGUAUUACAACGAUGAUAUCAUCAGUGAAAGUGACAUUUUUUGCAUUUUUUCCACACACAAACGGCACUUUCACUGAUGAUAUAAUUGUUGUGAUACGUUUUACUGUUUUAAAACACUAAUAUUUGUGUUUAGCGAAGGCUCCCGAGUAUAACAGUACCCCUUUUUUUAUGGUGUUUUCAAAAGUUACAGAGUCAAAUAUAAGGCUUGUGUUUCAGUUUUUUUACAUUGAAAUUCACCAAAUUGGUUACGUUGCCUUUGAGACCAUAUGGUAGCCCAGGAAUGAGAAUUACAUGCAUGAUGGUAUACCAUUUGUAAAAGUAGACAACGCAAGGUAUUGCAAAUGGGGUAUGUCUAGUCUUUUUAGUAGCCACUUAGUAACAAACACUGUUCAAAAGUGGCGUUCAAAUUAGUUUUUUUACAUUUUUCACACUAAUUUGAACGCCAAUUUUAGACAGUGUUUGUGACUAAUUGGCCACUAAAAAAUACUGGACACACCCCAUUUGCAAUACCUUGGGUUGUCUACUAUUGCAAAUGGUAUGCCAUCAUGGGGGUAAUUUUCAUUCAUGGACUACCAUACGAUUUCAAAGGCAACAUAAUCAAUCUGGCAAAUUUCAAUGUGAAAAAACUGAAAAAUGUAAUAUGCUAUGUUUGACCCUGUAACUUCCCAAAACACAAUAAAAUCUAUACAUAUGGGGUACUGUUUUACAGGCGAGACAUCACUGAAUAGAAAUAUGUGUAUUUUAUUGCAGUAAAAGCAAACAGUAUUAUGACACUCACAAUUCAAAUGUCAUGCAGAACUAAAAAAAAUACAUUUCUUAAUUUCUCACUUUAUAUUUUAUUCAUAUUAAAUCAUGUUUCAUAGCUAAAUAUUUGAUGUUAAAUGAAAGCCCUAUUUCUCCUGAAUAAAAUGAUAUAUAAUAAGUGUGGGUGCAUUUAAUAUGAAAGAGGUGAAUUACAGUUGAACAGACAUAUAGUCAAAUUCCAGGUUUUGUUUAUGUUUUAUUUUGAUCAAACCGUGUACAUUUGGCUCAGUCCUUAAGGGGUUAAAGCAGAAGUGAAGGGAUUUCAUUUUGAACGUGGGAAAACAAAAAUGGUGGUAAGACUGUGAUAUUUGGUAUACAUUACCGUAAUUAAUGUGUUUUAAUUAAAGCUAUUAUCUAUAAAAUCUUACAAACAUUAUUAGGUUAUGAAACAUUGCCCCCCAUUGUGAGGGAGGGAAUGUAUAUAGUAGGGAAAUGUAUUAUCUUCUAGUUUAUGUAAAUGGCAUAUGAUUGGUUGUUUAAAAGUUUAGAAGAUUGUUGAUUAUCACAUAAAGACAAUUUUAGACAUGGCAAACACCAAUGUAAAUGUCAUUUUCCUUCUAAAUUAGAUAUUUUACAUCUAACGUAACCAGUAAGUGUAUAGUAUGAAGUCAUACCAGUAAAUGUUUAUAAAGUCAUACCAGUAAAUGUUUCAGUAUGAAGUCAUACCAGUAAUUGUUUAGUAUGAAGUCAUACCAGUAAAUGUUUAGUAUGAAGUCAUACCAGUAAAUGUUUCAGUAUGAAGUCAUACCAGUAAUUGUUUAGUAUGAAGUCAUACCAGUAAAUGUUUAGUAUGAAGUCAUACCAGUAAGUGUUUAGUAUGAAGUCAUACCAGUAAAUGUUUAUAAAGUCAUACCAGUAAAUGUUUCAGUAUGAAGUCAUACCAGUAAAUGUUUAGUAUGAAGUCAUACCAGUAAAUGUUUCAGUAUGAAGUCAUACCAGUAAAUGUUUAGUAUGAAGUCAUACCAGUAAGUGUUUAGUAUGAAGUCAUACCAGUAAAUGUUUCAAUAUGAAGUCAUACCAGUAAAUGUUUAUAAAGUCAUACCAGUAAAUGUUUCAGUAUGAAGUCAUACCAGUAAAUGUUUAUAAAGUCAUACCAGUAAAUGUUUCAGUAUGAAGUCAUACCAGUAAUUGUUUAGUAUGAAGUCAUACCAGUAAAUGUUUCAGUAUGAAGUCAUACCAGUAAAUGUUUAGUAUGAAGUCAUACCAGUAAAUGUUUAGUAUGAAGUCAUACCAGUAAAUGUUUCAGUAUGAAGUCAUACCAGUAAUUGUUUAGUAUGAAGUCAUACCAGUAAAUGUUUAGUAUGAAGUCAUACCAGUAAAUGUUUCAGUAUGAAGUCAUACCAGUAAUUGUUUAGUAUGAAGUCAUACCAGUAAAUGUUUAGUAUGAAGUCAUACCAGUAAGUGUUUAGUAUGAAGUCAUACCAGUAAAUGUUUAUAAAGUCAUACCAGUAAAUGUUUCAGUAUGAAGUCAUACCAGUAAAUGUUUAGUAUGAAGUCAUACCAGUAAAUGUUUCAGUAUGAAGUCAUACCAGUAAAUGUUUAGUAUGAAGUCAUACCAGUAAGUGUUUAGUAUGAAGUCAUACCAGUAAAUGUUUCAAUAUGAAGUCAUACCAGUAAAUGUUUAUAAAGUCAUACCAGUAAAUGUUUCAGUAUGAAGUCAUACCAGUAAAUGUUUAGUAUGAAGUCAUACCAGUAAAUGUUUCAGUAUGAAGUCAUACCAGUAAAUGUUUAGUAUGAAGUCAUACCAGUAAGUGUAUAGUAUGAAGUCAUACCAAUAAAUGUUUAGUAUGAAGUCAUACCAGUAAAUGUGUCAGUAUGAAGUCAUACCAGUAAGUGUUUAGUAUGAAGUCAUACCAGUAAAUGUUUCAAUAUGAAGUCAUACCAGUAAAUGUUUAGUAUGAAGUCAUACCAGUAAAUGUUUCAGUAUGAAGUCAUACCAGUAAAUGUUUAGUAUGAAGUCAUACCAGUAAAUGUUUCAGUAUGAAGUCAUACCAGUAAGUGUUUAGUAUGAAGUCAUACCAGUAAAUGUUUCAGUAUGAAGUCAUACCAGUAAAUGUUUCAGUAUGAAGUCAUACCAGUAAAUGUUUAGCAUGAAGUCAUACCAGUAAAUGUUUCAGUAUGAAGUCAUACCAGUAAAUGUUUAGUAUGAAGUCAUACCAGUAAAUGUUUCAGUAUGAAGUCAUACCAGUAAAUGUUUAGCAUGAAGUCAUACCAGUAAGUGUUUAGUAUGAAGUCAUACCAGUAAGUGUUUAGUAUGAAGUCAUAUGAAGUUUGUAAUUUCUUUAAACAUAUGCGUAAUGUGCAAUGUCUGCUUUGUCAGGAAGACAGAGAGAAAACUUAAACUGAGGAAUAGGAAGUAUUUGAAUAGUAUUGAAAGCAAUAAUAUCGAGGAAAUAUAUGUUGGGAUAUAAUGGGACUUCAGAUCACUUGUUCAGCCAUUUAACUCUUGAGUCUGAUUAUCACAGAAACUAUCUUUAAAUAGGUUGUAAUAUGUGUGGUCAAUUGAAACCCUGGAAAAAUGUGCGUUCACAUGAGUUCUAGUUCUUCAUUUAAUGUAUUUAUUUACAUACAUCAAAGUUUAAAAAAAACAGCAGGUAUAGCAAGAGAGUCACCACAGGUUGUCAUGAGAAUUAUGAAUUAUAAUAGAAAACACUCCUUUGGAAAAACACAUAAAUUAGAUUUUUUUGUUGUUAAAUUUCUUAAAAAAUGGUACAACUUACUUUACCUAUUAAGUACUUACAAGUUGAUAAAGUUCUGGGCAGAAAGGUGUCAAGAAAUAAGUAAGGUUACCAGGGGUGGACUGACAACUCACAGGGCCCUCGGUCAAUAGGAGAUCAAGCGGCCCCCUCCGGGUGCAGGGUCUUUGGCAGCUCCCCCACAGAUAAUAUGUGCGCACUACCCAGCAUGGCUGUGUGAGUCAUGACAUCCCCCAAACAGGGCCAGAUAUACCUUAGGGGGUUAAUCCAACCUAAAACGGUGUUUUAAUAAAACAUUAUUUUUGAAUGGAGUACCCCUUACUAGCUUGCCUUACUCCCCACCUCCCCCCCUUUUAAAAAAAAAAGAAAUAAAGCAAAUUUAAUUAGACCCUUCCUCUGUGUUUGUUGGUGACAUCACAAGCAGCAUCCCCCACAUGUUCAACCAUACAAGUAGCCUCCAAACACAUCUUUACGAAGAAAGUCUAGUUACCUAUCAACACAACUAUGAAUUAGGAAUUAAAAUUGGACGUCAAAGGCGCAGUAAAGAGCUAUUAGCCUGUGUAGCUCAUUGCCCACACAUAAUUAAAAGAGAGGAUUUAAUAAACAUCUUGUGUGGAAUUGUACCACCCCCAAAGAGCUCAUGUGUUCCUCUACAAAUGUCUGAAGUGGUUCCUGACGUGGACGAAAGUAAGACUCAAAAGCGCACCAUGGCCCAGUGCAGUGAUUUAUUUACAAUCACCACCCUGCAAACGGAAAAAAACCAUCUAACCUCCAAAAUAAAUUGAAACAUGCUGAUUGGACUCACAUACUCCUAAACACUCUGAUAAAACCCUUCUUAGCCUUGAAUUGUUUAGAGAACAGUGAUUGAAAAAUAAAAAUUUAAGAAUUAAUAUAUGAACAAAUUACUUAUUAUUAUACAUUUUAUUUUUUCUUGUGUACUUUGUGAGUAGUUAAAUAAGUAUUCAUUUUAUUUUAAACUGAUAAUUUAAUGUUUUAUGCUAUCAACAAAACAACUUUAACAAUCCCUUUAAAGAUUUUUAAAUAAUUAAAUUAAUAAUUAAAUGUGCAUUCCCCAUCAUGAAGCUGGCAAUCUCCAAAUGGAGAUUCAGGAGUCAAGAUCUGAUCACACUUUCAGUGAAAGGAAGCGUCAGUGUUUGACAUGGGUACAGCAGCAGGGGGAGGAGAAAUAUCAUUGGGAGGCCGGACAGCAUCAGGAGAAACUCUGGGCUAACUGCAGAAUUUGUGAUAAUUUAAUGUUUUAUGGUGAUAAUUUUUUGUUUUAUGCUACUUUAAAGGACCACUUGUUUUCCUGGCACUAUAGUGCCCUGAGGGAGCCCCCACCCUCAGGAUCCCCCUCCCGCCGGGCUCUAGGGUGAGGAAGGGGUUAACCUUACCUCGUUCUCCAGUGCCAGGCGGGGAGCUCUCCUCCUCCUCGGCUGAAUGCGCGCAUUCAGCCAGUCCAUAGGAAAGCAUUCUCAAUGCUUUCCUAUGGACGCUGGCGUCUUCUCACUGUGAAAAUCACAGUGAGAAGCACACAAGCGCCUCUAGCGGCUGUCAAUGAGACAGCCACUAGAGGCUGGAUUAACCCUAAUAUAAACAUAGCAGUUUCUCUGAAACUGAUAUAUUUAUAGAAAAAAGGGUUAACCCUAGCUGAACCUUGCACCCAGACCACUUCAUUAAGCUGAAGUGGUCUGGGUGCCUAUAGUGGUCCUUUAACAAGGACUUUAAAGUGAACCUUUAGUCUUAUAUUGAUCUUUAGCUAGAUAAAAAUAUUUAAAUUAAUAAUUAAAUAGGGACAUGCGUGGAACUCAUGUGCAUUCCCCAUCAUCAAGCUGGCCAACUCCACACAGGUAGACAUGCUAUACUGCAGAUAUACAUCAUCUAAAUGCCCAUAGUCUGUCUGACAAGGAGUCAGGGGGAAGCUAUAAUUUCAACUAAAUAUUGGAAAAUCUAUUAAUUUGCUAGAUAUAUUGCUUGCACCAUGUAUAGAUAAAAUAAUUACACAGUAACUGGCAGGAGGGGAUGCGCUUCCCUCCUGCCGGUCACAGAAUGUAGCGUGGCAGAGCAGGCAGACCACAGUAGAGGAGCUUCUGACAGGAAGUGCUCACAGACUGCUUCUUGUUAGACCGGGUAAGGGAACAGAAACUCUACCUGCUCGGCCACGCUACAACAAGGUACAGGCCUACAGGGAGAGUGGGGGGAGGCUAUAAUGGGACACAUGAGGGCUAUAAUGAGACACAUUGGGGCUGGAGAGGGGGAUAUAAUGGGACACAUUGGGGCUGGGGAGGCUAUAGGGACACAUGGGGGCUAGGGAGGGGGCUAUAAUGGGAUACUAGGGGGCUAUAGGGACACAUGGGGGUAUAAUGGGACACAUGGGGGCUGGGUGGUUAUAGAGACACAUGGGGGCUAGGGAGGGGCUAUAAUGGGACACAUGGGGCUAUACGGACACAUAGGGGCACAGUGACACAUGGGGCUAUAUAGGGACACAUGGGGAUGGGGAGGGGGCUAUAGGGACACAUGGAGGGAUGGGAGGGGGGAUAGGAACACAUGAAGGGCUGGGAGGGGGCUAGUGGGACACAUGGAGGGCUGGGAGAGAGGGCUAAUAGGACACAUGGGGGCUAGGGAGGGGCUAUAAUGGGACACAUGGGGGCUAUAGGGGCACAUGGGGUUAUAGGGACACAUGGGGGCUAUAUGGACACAUAGGGGCACAGUGACACAUGGGGCUAUAGGGACACAUGGGGGCUAUAGGGACACAUUGGGCUGGGGGAAGGGGCUAUAGGGACACAUGGAGGGCUGGGAGGGUAGUAGGAACACAUGAGGGCUGGGAGGGCUAGUGGGACACAUGGAGGGCUGGGAGAGAGGGCUAACAGGACACAUGGAGGGCUUGGUGCUAAUGGGACACAUGGGGGGCUCAUGGGACUCAUGUGGGGAUGCUGCUGAGACAAAUGGGAGGGCUAAGAAGACAUACAGGGCUCGGAGGGGGCUAAUGGGAUGCAUAGAGGGCUGGGAGGGGGUAUAGGGACACAUGGAGGGCUGGGAGGGGGUAUUGGGACACAUGAAGGGCUAGGAGAAGGGCUAGUGGGACACAUGGAGGGCUGGGAGAGAGGGCUAACAGGACACAUGGAGGGCUGAUUGCUAAUGGGACACAUGGGGGGGGCUAAUGGGACUCAUGUGGGGAUGCUGCUGAGACACAUGGGAGGGCUAAUGGGAUGCAUAGAGGGCUGGGAGGUGGUAUAGGGACAGGGCUCGGAGGGGUGCUGGGAGGGGGUUUAGGGGCACAUGGAGGGCUGGGAUGGGGGUAUUGGGACACAUGAAGGGCUGGGAGGGGGUAUAGGGACAUAUGGAGGGCUGGGAGGGAGGGCUAAUAGUACAGAUGGGGGCUAGGGGCUAUAGGGACACAUGGGUGCUGGGGAGGGGGCUAUAAUGGGACACAUGGGGGCUAUAAUGGGAGACAUGGGGGCUGGGUGGUUAUAGAGACACAUGUGGGCUAGGGAGGGGCUAUAAUGGGACAAAUGGGGGUUGUAGGGGCUAUAGAAACACAUGGGGGCUGGGAAUGGGGUUAUAGGGACACAUGGGGGCUAUACGGACACAUAGGGGCAUAGGGACACAUGGGGGCUGGGGAGGGGGCUAUCGGGACCCAUGUGGGCCGGGGAGGGGGCUAUAGGGACACAUGGAGGGCUGGGGUCUAUAGGGACACAUGGAGGGCUGGGAGGGGGUAUAGGGACACAUGAAGGGCUGGGAGGGGGACUAGUGGGACACAUGGAGGGCUGUGAGAGAGGGCUAAUAGGACACAUGGAGGGCUGGGUGCUAAUGGGACACAUGGGGGGGCUCAUGGGACACGUGGGGAUGCUGCUGAGACACAUGGGAGGGCUAAUAAGACAUACAGGGCUCAGGGUGGGUUAAUGGGAUGCAUGGAUGGCUGGGAGGGGUUAUAGGGACACAUGGAGGGCUUGGAGGGCUAGUAGUACACAAGGAAGGCUGGGGGUUAAUGAGACACACAGAGAGUCUGUGGAGAAAAAAGACACAGAGAGGUCUGGGGAGAAAGAGACAGAGGGGCUGAGAAAGAUGAACAAAAGACACACAGAGGGACUUGGAAGGGGAGAAUGAGACACACAGAAACUGUGGAGAAAGAGACACACAGAGAUGCUGGGCCUGGGAAAGAAACAGUAGGGCUGGGGAAGGGGAGAAAGAGACAAAGGGGCUGGAGCUACGAGACACAUGAAAGGGCUUGGGGGAGAAAGACACAAACAAAGUGCAUCUUCACUUGUGUCUUCUGCUCUCCCUGUAAUUUAGAGUUGACCGGUGAGAGAAAGACUUUGUAUUAAAGGGUCACCAGAACUACUCCAGUUUAAUGUAGUGGUUAUGGUGUCUAUAGCCUGUCCCUGUAGGCUGAGCACUGUAAAUGCUACCUUUUUAGAGAAAAGGCAGUGUUUACAUUGCUGCCUAGGAACAUCUCUAGUGACAGUCACUCAGAUGGCCACUAGAGCUGCUUCCUAGUCCAGUGCUGCAAAGUGUGCUGAACUUCCAACUUGGUGCUACUUCCAAGUGCUGUUUCUAAGUGUCUAGUUGGCGAUAUUCUGGAGAGUUUUACAGAAGCUUCAACUGUCUAAGAGUUGUGCUAAGAGCUUUCUUUUCUACUGUUACAGGUAAGAUUCAUCUGUAGGAAAAGGUUACUGAUUGCCCAAGGUUUGAAUUCCUGUUGGUAAUUAUAAGGCAUUUGAUUUGAUUAAGCUAGUUACUUGCUGUUGAUUGCUGGUUAAUUAGCUAUUGUUUGCAAAUAAGCAGAGGCCUACUCAGGUGUUAAACAUUCCUAGUGGGCGGUGAUUUAAGGAGUUAUAUAAGGCUUGGUCUCAUUAGCUUGUCUAAUAUAGCUUGGUGCUACUUCCAAGUGCUGUUUCUAAGUGUCUAGUUGGAGAUAUUCUGGAGAGUGCUGUUUCUAAGUGUCUAGUUGGAGAUAUUCUGGAGAGUGCUGUUUCUAAGUGUCUAGUUGGAGAUAUUCUGGAGAUAACCUGGAGGUAAUCUGAGGUAUUCAGGAGGAUAAAGAAAAAAGUUAAGAUUUGUUAAGAUUUAAAUUAUUCUCAUAAUUGGAAUGGCAGGCUUAGUUCAGUGUAACAAUUGCUAUGCAUUUGUUUCACGUUCCACUUUUUGGAGGUUUGGUUGUUGUCUUAUCUGUAGACAGUUCUCUAUUUUGCGGCAGGAGAUUGUAUUUUUGAAGUCUGAGAUUUGUAAAUUAUCUGGUGUAGAAACUCAGACUGGAACUGCUGCAAAGCCACUGCCGCAGAGACAUGUUAGGAAAGGCAGAUGGAUUACUGUAGGAUCUGGUAGACUUAGAGUUGUGGAUAAAAGGCAUUUUGCACAGUCUGUUGCUCUUCAUAAUUCAUUUUCUGCACUUUCAGAGUGUAAUGUUGUUGUGGAGAGAGGCAAUGAGGCUUGUGGUGUUGUGGAGAGAGGCACUGAGGCUUGUGGUGUUGUGGAGAGAGGCACUGAGGCUAGUGGUGUUGUGGAGAGAGGCACUGAGGCUAGUGGUGUUGUGGAGAGAGGCACUGAGGCUAGUGGUGUUGUGGAGAGAGGCACUGAGGCUAGUGGUGUUGUGGAGACCAUGGAGACUAUGGUGAGGCCUAAUAGAAAGCAGUUGUUGUUGGGGGAUUCCAUCAUAAGAGGUGUGGAGAUGGACAAUGGUGGUCUUGUGAGGUGUCUUCCCGGAGCUACUGCUCACAGAGACAGGAGACGUAUCUGUAAUAUUGUUAAGCAAGCAAAGCAGGAAGGGGAAUUGGAUGUACUUGUCCAUCUAGGGACAAAUGACUUGGCUUGCAAUGAGGUUUCAGAGGUUAAGGAAGUUUUUAGUGUUUUGCCAAUGAUAUACGGCAGGUUGCUUCCACACUGUCAUUCUCUGAAGUUCUGCCUGUGCAUAACACUCAGAAUGACAGGCGGAUGCGUAUUACGGACUUUAAUUUGUGGCUUGGUGAAUGGUGUCGGGAGCAAGGAUUUGGCUUUAUUUCUCAUGGUAACUCUGUUUGGAAUGGAGAUAAGCUGUACAAAAAAGAUGGUUUGCAUCUUUCUCAAAAGGGAACAAAUGUUCUCAGUGAGCAGUUCAGAGGUUUUACUAGGAUGUAUUUAAACUGGGGGGGUGGCAAAAGGGUGAUAAAAAAACAUCAAUCCAAUUGUCCCCCAAAACAAGGAGAGAAGGUGCCUGUAGCAAGUGUGUUAAAAAAUGAUAAGCUUAGAGUCAUGUCUACAAAUGCUCGCAGUUUAGGGAAUAAGAUCCAUGAACUUGUAGCAAUAAUGGCAACUGAUAGUGUAGAUUUAGUCGCUGUUACUGAGACAUGGUAUAAUGAGAAAAAUGACUGGGACAUAGCAAUACCAGGGUACUCUUUAUAUAGAAAAGGCCAGGCAAAAGAGAAAGGGGAGGGUGGCCUUGUAUGGCGAAGGACCAGCAUAAAAAUCUAGCCUAAUAAAAGUUAGUGAGGCAAACAUAGAGUCCGUUUAGGCCUACGUUAAAUUUAGUAUCCCACAGUAACUGGAAACAUGAAAUUGUGAUUUAUAGGCCCCAGGACAAAUUGAAGGGAUUAGAUAAUCUACACUAGUUGAGAAAUAGCUAAAAUGACAAUGAAGGGGAGGUAUACAUCAUGGGUGACUUUAAUCUUCCUGAUGUAAGUGGAAAACAAAAGGAAAUUAGCUACUUGUGCCAGGAGCACACAUAUUUAAACUCCCUACUGGGAUUGUCUCUAAAACAAGUUGUUGAGGAGCCAACUUCGUAAAGAGGCCAUACUAGAUUUAGUGGUAACAAAUGGAGAUUUGGUAUCAGAUGUUACUGUAGGUGAAAGUUUAGGAUCCAGUGAUCAUCAGUCAGUGUGGUUUAAUAUAAGAACAGUGACUGAGUCACACCACACAAAAACAAAAGUUUUAGACUUUAGAAAAACAGACUUUUCUAAAAUUACAAUAUGGGUAGAGGCGUCAUUAUCAGACUGGAGCAAUUUAAAUGGAGUCCAAGAAAAAUGGGAUUAUUUAAAAGUUGCUCUAUUGAAGGCAACAGAAAAUUGCAUUAGGCCUGUCAGUAAAAGCAAAAAAUUCAAGAAGCCACUGUGGUACUCCGCAGAUGUGGCCAAAAUAGUUAAAAACAAAAAGCAUUUAGGAAUUAUAAAAAAACCCAGAGUGAGGGAGACAAAAUGAUCUAUAAGAUUAGGCAGAAAGAGGCUAAGCAAGUUAUAAGAGCUUCCAAAUCACACACAGAAGAGAAAAUAGCACAGUCAGUAAAAAAGGGGGAUAAAACAUUUUUUAGAUACAUAAAUGAGAAAAGAAAAGUAAAACAAGGAUUAGUUAGAUUAAAAACAAAAGAAGGAAGGUAUGUAGAAGAGGAUAAAGGUCAGGCUGACUGCCUCAAUGAAUAUUUUUGUUCUGUAUUUACAGAAGAAAAUGAAGGAAAGGGACCUCAGUUGAGAAAAAGGAUAAAUGAGUCAUUUAUUACACAUGAGUUUACAGAGGAAGAGGUUCUAUUUCAACUGUCAAAAGUAAAGACAAAUAAGUCAAUGGGACCUGAUGGAAUACACCCAAAGCUAUUAAAAGAGCUUAGUGGUGUACUAGCAAAACCAUUAACAGAUUUAUUUAACCAAUCAUUGUUAACAGGAGUAGUCCCAGAAGAUUGGAAGUUAGCGAAUGUUGUGCCCAUUUACAAGAAAGGUAAUAGGGAGGAGUCGGGCAACUAUAGGCCAGUAAGCCUUACUUCAGUAGUGGGGAAAGUGAUGGAAACCAUGUUAAAGGAUAGGAUUGAUGAACAUCUAAAAACACAUGGAUUUCAAGAUCAGAGACAACAUGGGUUUACUUCAGGGAGAUCAUGCCAAACUAAUCUUAUUGAUUUUUUUGAUUGGGUAACUAAAACUAUAGAUCAGGGUGGUGCAGUAGACAUUGCUUACCUAGAUUUCAGUAAGGCUUUUGACACUGUUGCACAUAGAAGGCUUAUCAAUAAACUGCAAUCUUUAAGUUUGGAUUCCAAUAUUGUUGAAUGGGUAAGGCAGUGGCUGAGUGACAGGCAACAGAGGGUUGUAGUUAAUGGAAUAUAUUCGAAGCUUGGACUUGUCACCAGUGGGGUACCUCAGGGAUCUGUACUUGGACCCAUUCUCUUUAAUAUUUUUAUUAGUGAUAUUGCAGAAGGUCUUGAUGGUAAGGUAUGUCUUUUGCUGAUGAUACUAAGAUAUGUAACAGGGUUGAUGUUCCAGGAGGGAUAAGCCAAAUGGACAAAUGAUUUAGGUAAACUAGAAAAAUGGUCAGAGUUGUGGCAACUGACAUUUAAUGUGGAUAAGUGCAAGAUAAUGCAUCUUGGAUGUAAAAACCCAAGGGCAGAGUACAGAAUAUUUGAUAGAGUCCUAACCUCAACAUCUGAGGAAAGGGAUUUAGGGGUGAUUAUUUCUGAUGACUUAAAGGUAGGCAGACAAUGUAAUAGAGCAGCAGGAAAUGCUAGCAGAAUGCUUGGUUGUAUAGGGAGAGGUAUUAGCAGUAGAAAGAGGGAAGUGCUCAUGCCAUUGUACAGAACACUGGUGAGACCUCACUUGGAGUAUUGUACACAGUACUGGAGACCGUAUCUUCAGAAGGAUAUUGAUACCUUAGAGAGGGUUCAGAGAAGGGCUACUAAACUGGUUCAUGGAUUGCGGGAUAAAACUUACCAGGAAAGGUUAAAGGAUCUUAACAUGUAUAGCUUGGAGGAAAGACGAGACAGGGGGGAUAUGAUAGAAACAUUUAAAUAUAUAAAGGGAAUCAACACAGUAAAGGAGGAGACUAUAUUUAAAAGAAGAAAAACUACCACAACAAGAGGACAUAGUCUUAAAUUAGAGGGACAAAGGUUUAAAAAUAAUAUCAGGAAGUAUUACUUUACUGAGAGGGUAGUGGAUGCAUGGAAUAGCCUUCCAGCUGAAGUGGUAGAGGUUAACACAGUAAAGGAGUUUAAGCAUGCAUGGGAUAGGCAUAAGGCUAUCCUAACUAUAAGAUAAGGCUAGGGACUAAUGAAAGUUUUUAGAAAAUUGAGCAGACUAGAUAGACCGAAUGGUUCUUAUCUGCCGUCACAUUCUAUGUUUCUAUGUUUCUAUGUUUCACUUGAUGAUGCAAUGCAUCUCUAUGAGGAGAUGCUGAUUGGUGCAGUGAAGCACAGCGUUUUGCCACACAUGCGCAAUAGCCUCCCAAUGCUUUCCUAUGGGAAUUGAAUUGGCAUUGACUGAGAUCAUCCAGUUGUCAGCCAAAGUGAAGAGCACACUUGUGUUACUUCAAAAUGAGCAAGAUAACGUCAUUUUUUUUACUGCUGUGCAAUAGCAUAUAUUCACAAUGUCAGUCCAAUUAUGAAACUUUCCUUAAUAUGUCAAGGUAGUUGUACUAAAACAUUGAUUAUUUGCAAAUGCACGUCUGCUUACAACAAAUCCGCUCUUUUGUUUAUUUUGAAGCUCUAUGAAUGUUUUCUUUUACGUUUGAGAGAUCGUUUUCAGUUUUAAGGUUUUUUUUUUCUGCUUUCAUAUUUGCACACUGGUGCGAUGCAUUAUGGGGCUGAUAUAUGAUUUUCAUUUCCAGUCCGGCCCUGGCUUAAUGGUUCUUAUCUGCCGUCACAUUCAAUGUUUCUAUGUUUAAACAUUAACUAAAUUUGCUUCAUCUGAGUCUUUAUAUUGUUGGAGAUGUAACAAAGAUUUGGGUAUGCUAGAAAAUUAAACAUGUAUGGCAUAAGGUUUUUGCAAUAGUUUCAGAUUUUAAACACUAAAAGUUAGCUCCCUAACCAGAGACAGUGUUGCUAUAUGCUGCCCAUAGCAACAAAAAAAAAAGCAUUUUUGAUUCAUGGUGGUUAAAAUUUGUAUCACCAGGAAAUGGAAAGACCAUAGAUCAUUAAAAUAGGAUAUUGUGAAAAAUCAGAUUAACCAUCAAGCAACGAUGGAAAAAGGUGUUUUUAACGCAAAGAAUAAGUAUUGCGAAUAUGCUCAUAUUUGGAAUGUCUGCUUGCAAAAAUUCCCUCUAUACUGAUAUUAAGUAACCUUGAGAAUAAAAACCAAAAUCAAGCUUUUAAUGUAAUUUUGAGCUGGAUACUAAUUUAUAUAAGCUGUAGAUUCAUGGAUAAACUAUGGUAGUGAUUUACUUGGAUAUUGACCAUAGGGAUUGCAACACAGCAAGUAAAAUUGGAAUGUGUGAUUUAGUGAUUUAAUUUUUGAUGGUUUUAUCCCUUUUUUUUAUGAAUAGGAAUGUUUGAUGUAUGUCUAUAUUUGUAUAUUUUUGUAUUGAAAUAUAAAAGAAUUAAAAAGAAAAUUAAAUCUUGAAUAUUAAACAUUAACAGCCCUUCAAAUAAUUUUCCAACCAUAUAUACACAGAAGUCUGUAGCUUUUGGGUUGAGCUUAUAAACCCUUUUUAAGUAUUGGCACCACGUCGGCUUUUAUGCUCUGGUAUAAUUCCUGAAACAAAAGAAUCCUAAAAGCUUAAAAACAGUGAUAUGGAUAUUUCUACAAUAAGCUCACUAAGCACGCAUUGGUGAAUAGCUUUAAUUAAUUUAUGUAGCACUUUAUCCUGUGUUAACCAAUCACCUGAUUAUACUUCCCUCUAUACUAAAGAAAAAAUAGAAUGUCUGCCUUGUCCUGAUCCUCAUUGUUAAACUAACUUUAACAAUUAACCUUUUUGGCAUUAACGUACUUAAAAAACAUUUUGUGGGGGCGGAGCCUGACAGCCGCGCUGACUGGUCGCACAUCUUGUGAGCUCUGAGGAAAAAUUGCUAAAUUAGCCUCAAAGAGACUAAAUUGCCUGCUUCCAGCCUGACUGUUCAUUACCAACCUCGCCUGGAGACAGGCCGGAGCUCAUACUUUGGGUUUCAGACCGAGAUCGGCAGCUGUAAGUGGGAGCAGACGUGUGGCCUACCAAAGUCCUACUCACAGUAAUUGUGGGGAAGGCGGCCGAUCCCUCAGCAUUGUUAUGGGCAAACUGACAAGGUGUUAGAAAUGGAACAUAUUGUUUUUCAUAACUGUUUCUUUAAGCAACAACUUCUUACCUAAUAGAGCAAUAAUAUGUGUACACCAUUUUGUCCCAGACGAAUUACAAUAACAAUAAUGCAUAAACAAGCUUCAAGGCUAUGCUACGACUCUUUCAGUACACAAUAUACUGUGGUAACCCUGAGUAGAUAAGGAUGUUUAGACUUUAAGAUGCCAUCUAGAACUAAGUCAGGAAAAUCUCCAUGACGUAUACACCCUUUAGUCAUGGCCUUGUAUGUUUGCCAAAUUAAGGGAGGUCCUAAAAUAAAUAAAGUAAACACCACAGGUGGCAAAGACCACGAAACACACCUCAAAACAAACUGUGAACAGUCUUACUCCCCGGCUACGAGAGACAAGCCCUAGGAUUUCCAAGCGAGCAGCAGGCAGAUAUACUCAGAGGAAAGCCCAGAAACUGGGAUAACUGAGGACCCUCCUAAUGGGGGGUCCCGUUAUCACCAGGCACUGCUUAACACCAAGGCCUGGGGCCUCAGCUCCGGGGAGCUGAGGCACUGCAACUCAUGUUACACCCAACAGCUGGACUCUCAGCACAGCUUACAUUAUCCGCUGACAGAGAAAGGGGUGAAUCGCAUAUGUCCUCCACGAGGCAGAUGGAUCCUACCGGACACUGGGAUCGGCUGA